UUGACCCCAACCCUUGUUGAGGUAUGUCUUGGCGCUCUAAUGUUCUCUGCUCUUGAUAUUUAUUUCUGUCUGGGCUUGAGACAAGCCAUUUACUGUGAGGGCUUUCAACAGCUAAUCUGCAUACUCACUCAUGAUGUCUUGAUUUGACAACGGUGAGGUCUAGAAUGUUAUAUGCAAAUGAUUGCUGCAGCAGAUGACAGCGUUUCUCGUGUUGGACCAAAACUUCCAUCUGUUUCGCAUCUAGUAGAUGUACCGCAAACCUCUGAACAGAAUCCUAAGGAAUGCUACUGUGUUUACAAUUCUAAAUAGUGUUAAUGAAUGAAUAUUCAAUUAUUAUUAUUAUUAUUAUUCAAUUUAGGAAUCGUUUUGUUUUAUUGAGAAAUAUGGGGGAGACAGUAGGGAGGAGAUUGAGUGAUGGGGAAGAAAUCGGUAGUUAAAUAUCGGGCUAUUUUGACGAUUUAUCAUUUUGACAAUAUUGCAAUAUUUUUGUGCUUGUUUGCUGUUCCUGCACCAAAACGUAAGUAUUUUUCCUUCAUAGCUUGUUUUCAAUGUUCUUUUAUAUAUAGGGAGCCAAUUUGUUUUCAGCACUAUUAUUUCCAUAACCGAUCAAAGCUUAUUUUCUCAUGGCUCUGGUCUCUCCGCAGCAGACAUAUGGUGAGCAAUAUGUUUGGGAAAACGAAACGUAAUAUAUAUAUAUACAGUGCAUUCGGAAAGUUUCAGACCCUUUUACUUUUUCCACAUUUUGUUAUGUUACAGCCUUAUUCUAAAAUUGAUUAAUUGUUUUCCUCAUCAAUCUACACACAAUAUCCCAUUAUGACCAAGUGAAAACAGGUUUUUAGAAAUUUUUGCAAAAACAGAAAUACUUUAUUUACAUAAGUAUUCAGACCCUUUGCUAUGAGACUCGAAAUUGAGCUCAGGUGCAUCCUGUUUCCAUUGAUCAUCCUUGAGAUGUUUCUACUACUAGAUUGGAGUCCACCUGUGGUAAAUUAAAUUGAUUGGACAUGAUUUGGAAAGUCACACACCUGUCUAUAUAAGGUCCUACAGUUGACAGUCCAGAGCAAAAACCAUGCCAUGAGGUCAAAGGAAUUGUCCGUAGAGCUCCGAGACAGGAUUGUGUCGAUGCACAGAUCUAGGGAAUGGUACCAAAACAUUUCUGCAGCAUUGAAGGUCCCCAAGAACACAGUGGCCUCCAUCAUUCUUAAAUAGAAGUAGUUUGGAACUACCAAGACUCUUCCUAGAGCUGAGCAAUCGGGGGAGAAGGGCCUUGGUCAGGGAGGUGACCAAGAACCAGAUGGUCACUCUGACAGAGCUCCAGAGUUCCUCUGUGGAGAUUGGAGAACGUUCCAGAAGGGAAACCAUCUCUGCAGCACUCCACCAAUCAGGCCUUUAUGGUAGAGGGGCCAGACAGAAGCCACUCCUCAGUAAAAGGGACUGGGAGACUAGUCAGGCUCGAAGGGAAAGAUGAAAGGUGCUAAGUAGAGAGAGAUCCUUGAUGAAAACCUGCUCCAGAGCGCUCAGGACCUCAGACUGGGAUGAAGGUUCACGUUCCAACAGGACAACGACCCUAAGCACACUGCCAAGACAACGCAGGAGUGGCUUGUAGCGUCAUACGCAAGAAGACUCGAGGCUGUAAUCGCUGCCAAAGGUGCUUCAACAAAGUACUGAGUAAAGGGUCUGAAUACUUAUGUAAAUGUGAUACUUUUUACUAUUUUUAUGAAUGUGCAGAAAUGUCAAUCUGUUUUUACUUUGUCAUUAUGGGGUAUUGUUUUUUUCCCCCCUUCAUCAAUCUACACACAAUUGAACCCAUUUUAGAAUAAGUCUGUAACGUAACUAAAUGUGCAAAAAGUGAAGGGGUCUGAAUACUUUCCCAAUGCACUGUAUAGAAUCGUGAGAAUCGCAGUACAUAUCUUAUUGGCACCUAAGUAUGGUAAUAAUAUCGUAUUGUGAGGUCCCUGGCAAUUCCCAGCCCUGCAAGACAUACAGUACAGAAAUGAGAGCCUGGACUGGGAGGUGAUCCCUGGUCUUCGGUGGGGGACACUGAACUAGAGUUGUGGCGGUGUUAUCCACUACUCGGGCAGGAAUAUGCACUUUUUAUCAGUUGGUGCUUCCUUCUUCAGCAAAUGGCUAUAUGGUGACCCUUACCUCAUCUGAGAGGUGGUCGGCUAAAUGUGUAAUGCGAUCCACCCACUGUCAUAGGCAGACAAUACACUUCUGGCCAUAUAGGCUGUUAGGUUCUAGUGACCUCAUCUACAGUUAGUCAACAGAGCUUACCUCCUCCUCAAGCAGUUCACUCACUCUUCUUGCUCAUGAAAGAAGCAGUGUCUCUGUGCUUUUUGCUUUGGCUACAAAAGACUGUUGGUACUGUCCACUGAAUAUGGAGGGGGGUGGGAGGAGAGGAGAUUGUGAACGAUGUUGGGUGAUGCGUGGCUCAGAGCAGCGAGCUGCACUCGGAUGCAGGCGGAAAGGAAUGACAGGUCAAGGGUCGUACAGACGUCAACCAUCUAGUAUGUGUCCAAAUCCCACUUGUUUUUUGAGGAGUUUUGAAUACAAAUGCUUCUGGGAAUACUGACCAGGGUUGGCACGAACAUCUAUUUUAAUACAAAAAAAAAAACUAUGUUGACUUCCUGUAACAGUUUUGUGUCUUUGAGAUACAGUAUGUAACCCCCUGUAAAUAACAGGUCUGCAUGUCUGUUUUGAUUGUCAGUCAUUAGAUGAUUUAACUAUAACUACCACCUUGACACAGAACUGACAUGACUUUUCUGACAUGUGCAGAUGGAAAGCGUUUGACUGCUUUCCUUUCUGGAUUUGUAGCUGUUUGGUCCUGGUUCCUCUCUUGAGCUGAGAUACAGACCAACAUUUGAGGGUCAGCCUGAGCUUGGAAAUAUUUGACCCCAGACCAGAGGUUAGGGUUAACUUGUACCUACUCCCUAGUCUGUUCCUCAAUAACAGAUUUGUCUAUUACUGAACAAGACAGACAGGCAGAUUGUUGACAGUUGUCAUAACCCUGGAGGGUGACAGGGUUUUACCAGUGAUUGUUGUAAGAAUUUAGAGCAUUUUAUCCCUUAACUGCUUAGAGGUCACUGCAGUGCUGAGACUGAGUAAUAAUCUGUGUCUCCUAAAUUACACAACACAGAACCCCAUUACAUUACUGUCAUUCAUCUCUGUUGAUUUCCCUUGAACACCUGGGCUAUCAAAUAGUCCUGCUUAUAUGCUUCCUGGUAGGCUGGGACAGGAAAGCACCGGGUUGUGUUCAUUAUGCACCAAACGGAAGGAAUCUGUCUGAAAUGGGGAGGGACAACCUGGACUUGUCCAAUAAAAAAACUAGUUAUUGUUUUCCAUUGCAGCAGUUCAUUCUAAAAGGUGCUUUGUUUUGGUUAAAAUGCAUUGUUUUUAGAGUGGGCUUUUGAAGUUUUUUGUGUUGGAGUAAAAAUUUGAGAUUAGAAUUAGACUAUUAGUGACAUGAAUGCAAUUUACUGUAAACAUAAUAUUUGAAUCACCUACCAGAAUGUUGUUGUAGUAGUAUUGCUGUUUGACAUAAUAGACUGGAGAUUGGUUAGUUGAUUGAUCCUUGAGACAACAUUUCUCUUCGGUCUUUUGAGUCAGUGCAACCUGCAAAAGCAUGCUCUGGAUAAUUUAUUGGAUAAUGUUAAAAUGACAUUCUUUAUGAAGUUCUUCAUAGACAUGAGUGUGGGGAAUUAAUUUCUGUUUUCUUUUUUUUGGUAAGGUUAUAUUUCUACAUUACAAACACAAACAAACCACGACAUAACACCUGCCUAGACCCACUUGCUCACGCCCCUAUCUCCAGCGCCCACAUCACUGCCUGCACCAUUUUUGUUUCUCUCCAUCGCCCCCAUGCACAUUCAACAUUUAGAUAAUAAAGCAUUUGACCUUUCUAUUGUGUUAAAGAUGGAGGAUUGGUUGAUUUCCAGUUUUUAAGUAUACAUUUCUUCAAGAUUAUUGAUGAGAAAAGUAUCGACGAACCCAUCGGGUAUCUCACUACACCCUCAUAUGCCAUGUCUUGAAAUAUGCAGACCGACGGUUUCUAUGCCUUUUUAGUUUUCCAUGUGGGCCAAUUUAUCGGUGGAUUCUGAACAGUUAUCCCAGGAUUGUUCCAUAGGGUUGUGUUUUUAGGGAGUGAUAUUGGUUCUUGUAGAAUACGUUUCAUUUUCUUCCAUAUUGUUAGUGUUCUUAACUAUGAAGUUGUUAAUAUUCUUAACUUUGUCCUUUGAAAAUAGACACGUGAAAAGAUUUUGGGGAUGGGCCUCCCGAGUGGUGCUGCGGUUUAAGGCACUGCAUCGCAGUGCUAGAGACGUCACUACAGACCUGGGUACGAUCCCAGGUUGUCGCAGACUGGGAGACCCAUGAGGUGGUGCACAAUUGGCCCAGCGUCGUCCGGGUUAGGGGACGGUUUGGCCGGCCGGGAUGUCCUUGUCCCAUCGCGCUCUAGCGACUCCUUGGCAUUCUCUCAACCAGCUUCAACUGGAAUGCUUUUCCAACAGUCUUGAAGGAGUUCCCACAUGCUGAGCACUUGUUGGCUGCUUUUCCUUCACUCUGCGGUCCGACUCAUCCCAAAACAUCUCAAUUGGGUUGAGGUUGGGUGAUUGUGGAGGCCAGGUCAUCUGAUGCAGCACUCCAAUACUCUCCUUCUUGGUCAAAUAUCCCUUACACAGCCUGGAGGUGUGUUGGGUCAUUGUCUUGUUGAAAAACAAGUGAUAGUCCCACUAAGCCCAAACCAGAUGGGAAGGCGUAUCGCUGUAGAAUGCUGUGGUAGCCAUGCUGGUUAAGUGUGCCUUGAAUUCUAAAUAAAUCACCAACCGUGUCACCAGCAAAGCACCCCCACACCAUAACACCACCUCCUCCAUGCUUUACGGCGGAGAUCAUCCGUUCACCCACACCGCGUCUCACAAAGACACGGUGGUUGGAACCAAAAAUCUCCAAUUUGGACUCCAGACCAAACAACACAUUUCCACCGGUCUAAUGUCCAUUGCUCAUGUUUCUUGGCCCAAGCAGGUCUCUUCUUAUUGGUGUACUUUAGUAGUGGUUUCUUUGCAGCAAUUCGACCAUGAAGGCCUGAUUCACAGUCCCCUCUGAACAGUUGAUGUUGAGAUGUUUCUGUUACUUGAACUCUGAAGCAUUUAUUUGGGCUGCAAUUUCUGAGGCUGGUAACUAAUGAACUUAUCCUCAGCAGCAGAGUUAAAUCUGGGUCUUCCAUUCCUGUGGUGGUCCUCAUGAGAGCCAGUUUCAUCAUAGUGCUUAAUGGUUUUUGCGACUGCACUUGAAGAAACGUUCAAAGAUCUUAACAUUUUCUGGAUUGACUGACCUUCAUGUCUUAAAGUAAUGAUUGACUGUCGUUUCUCUUUGCUUAUUUGAGUUGUUCUUGCCAUAAUACGGACUUGGUAUUUUACCUAAUAGGGCUGUCUUCUACCUUGUCACAACACAACUGAUUGGCUUAAACGCAUUCAGAAGGAAAGAAAUUCCACAAAUUAACUUUUUAAGAAGGCACACCUGUUAAUUGAAAUGCAUUCCAGGUGACUACCUCAUGAAGCUGGUUGAGAGAAUGCCAAGAGUGUGCAAAGCUGUCAUCAAGGCAAAGUGUGGCUAUUUGACCAUGCGCAUCUUCAAUAUGUACCCAUUGUUCCUCUUUAGUGCAUUUAACUAUAUGUCUCAAGUAAAAGCCUUUGGUGGCGAGUUGAUACAAUUCCAAGUCUGGAAGGUGAAAACCCCUCUCAGACUUAGGAAGACGAAAAACGUUCCAUUUUAUUCUAUGAGUUUUAUUUGACAAUAUAAAGUCUUAUGACCGAGUAUACAUUUUUUAAAUAAUGUUUUCGGUGGGUUGAUUUGGUAUUAUGAAUAAUAAAUAUAAAAAUUUUAAGGGCCAUGCCAUUCUGAAGAGGUUUAUUCUAUCUGUAAGAUUUAUCGGAAGAUUGUUCCAUUUAAUUAGAUCUGCUUUCAUAUUGUUGAGUAAUGGGAUAAAGUUAUCUUUAAAUAUUUGUUGUUUGUUGUCAUUUAUUAAGCAUCCUAAGUAUUUGAUAUGUUUUGUGUUCCACUUAAAGGAUUGCUGUAGGUCAUGAGUUAUUUGUAUUUUUCCUAUUGCCAUUUUGUUUUUCCCACAUUCAUUUUAUAUCCUGAGAUUUUAGAGUAUUCUGAAAAUAUUUUUAGCAAGGGGGACAUUGAGUUUUUCAUCAGAUAAUGUAUUAUUUGUGUAUAUUUUAGCUUUAGGACAUUUUAUAUAAUAUUUUUAUUAAAUUUAUUAUUUCAGCCAGAAAGUUGAACGCGUCCAAAGUUUUGAAUAGAACAGGCCAUUCAAGAUGGUUGAAAGCCUUUUCGGCAUCAACAGCCAUUAUUGAUUAAUCUAUAUCUUGUUUUUUUGUAUAUUGUAUUUAACUGAAACAUGUUCUUGUAUUUGUAAGUGUACAAUUUUCAUAAACCCUGUUUGAUUAAUAUGUGUCAAGUAUGGUAAGACUUUUGCUGUUCUAUUGCUUAUGAGCUUUAUUAUUAUUUUAUUGUCACAAUUUAUUAAACUAAUGGGUCUGUAAUCAGCAGGGGAAUCUCCAGAUUGUCCUGGUUUUAAUAGAAUUUAAAUAAAUAUAUAUAUAUAUAUAUUUUUUUUUUUUAUUAUUUCAAGGGAUAUUGAUGUUUACAAUUCAAACUCCUGGCUAUUUUCAGUCAUCUUUUUCUCAUAGCACAAUGUUUAUUAUAUAAAUAAAAGUUGAUCCAGUGGUCAGACUAUGAAUCAUACACCGCCCCAUUGCAUUCUGGUUGUUUUAUUACUAUUUGUUGUUAUUGAACUUAGCUGUACUCUGGAGCAGCGCUUCUCAAGAAAGUCUGGCCGCAGCCCAACUAUGACCUCAUUUAAUUUGACUGUGGUUGUUUUAAAGUCCAUCUGUGUUAAAAGUCUUAUCUGCUUUUUCACCACACUGUGUCUGGUUAAUGAUCAAUAGGAAAUUAAUAGGGGAUAUUUGAAUACUCUCGCAAUGGCGGGAUUGCACCCAAAUAUUAUUUGUCAGCCAUAUUUCAUUUUCUACACAAAGAAACAGCCUGUACCUCAUUGUUUUCUACGACAUUGUUCCAGAAAUGAAUAGUAGGAAUGCACAUACAGUGAGGGGGAAAAAGUAUUUGAUCCCCUGCUGAUUUUGUACGUUUGCCCACUGACAAAGAAAUGAUCAGUCUAUAAUUUUAAUGGUAGGUUUAUUUGAACAGUGAGAGACAGAAUAACAACAAAAAAAUCCAGAAAAACGCAUGUCAAAAAUUAUUAAUUGAUUUGCAUUUUAAUGAGGGAAAUAAGUAUUUGACCCCUCUGCAAAACAUGACUUAGUACUUGGUGGCAAAACCCUUGUUGGCAAUCACAGAGGUCAGACGUUUCUUGUAGUUGGCCACCAGGUUUGCACACAUCUCAGGAGGGAUUUUGCCCCACUCCUCUUUGCAGAUCUUCUCCAAGUCAUUAAGGUUUCGAGGCUGACGUUUGGAACUCGAACCUUCAGCUCCCUCCAUAGAUUUUCUAUGGGAUUAAGGUCUGGAGACUGGCUAGGCCACUCCAGGACCUUAAUGUGCUUCUUCUUGAGCCACUUCUUUGUCGCCUUGGCCGUGUGUUUUGGGUCAUUGUCAUGCUGGAAUACCCACCCACGACCCAUUUUCAAUGCCCUGGCUGUGGGAAGGAGGUUCUCACCCAAGAUUUGACGGUACAUGGCCCCGUCCAUUGUCCCUUUGAUGCGGUGAAGUUGUCCUGUCCCGUUAGCAGAAAAACACCUCCAAAGCAUAAUGUUUCCACCUCCAUGUUUGACGGUGGGGAUUGUGUUCUUGGGGUCAUAGGCAGCAUUCCUCCUCCUCCAAAGACGGCAAGUUGAGUUGAUGCCAAAAAGCUCAAUUUUGGUCUCAUCUGACCACAACACUUUCACCCAGUUCUCCUCUGAAUCAUUCAGAUGUUCAUUGGCAAACUUUAGACGGGCAUGUAUAUGUGCUUUCUUGAGCAGGGGGACCUUGCGGGCGCUGCAGGAUUUCAGUCCUUCACGGCGUAGUGUGUUACCAAUUGUUUUCUUGGUGACUAUGGUCCCAGCUGCCUUGAGAUCAUUGACAAGAUCCUCCCGUGUAGUUCUGGGCUGAUUCCUCACCGUUCUCAUGAUCAUUGCAACUCCACGAGGUGAGAUCUUGCAUGGAGCCCCAGGCCGAGGGAGAUUGACAGGUAUUUUGUGUUUCUUCCAUUUGCGAAUAAUCGCACCAACUGUUGUCACCGUCUCACCAAGCUGCUUGGCGAUGGUCUUGUAGCCAAUUCCAGCCUUGUGUAGGUCUGCAAUCUUGUCCCUGACAUCCUUGGAGAGCUCUUUGGCCUUGGCCAUGGUGGAGAGUUUGGAAUCUAAUUGAUUGAUUGAUUGCUUCUGUGGACAGGUGUCUUUUAUACAGGUAACAAACUGAGAUUAGGAGCACUCCCUUUAAGAGUGUGCUCUUAAUCUCAGCUCGUUACUUGUAUAAAAGACACCUGGGAGCCAGAAAUCUUUCUGAUUGAGAGGGGGUCAAAUACUUAUUUCCCUCAUUAAAAUGCUAAUCAAUUUAUAACAUUUUUGACAUGUGUUUUUCUGGAUUUUGUUGUUAUUCUGUCUCUCACUGUUCAAAUAAACCUACCAUUAAAAUUAUAGACUGAUCAUUUCUUUAUCAGUGGGCAAACGUACAAAAUCAGCAGGGGAUCAAAUACUUUCUUCCCUCACUGUACAUAAAAGGAACAAAGCACUUCAUAGGCCUACAUCACAAUAUACAGAAAUAAUAAAACAUUUCUGUGAAAUUGAAUCGCAUUACUUUUUCUAAACUUUUCCCUUUAAUCAGACACUAAACCAGGGCUCUCCAACCCUGUUCCUGGAGAGCUACCCUCCUGUAGGUUUUCGUUUCAAGCCAUCAACCAGCUAAUUAUUAGAAUCCGGUGCGCUAGGUUAGGGUUGGAACAAAAACCUACAGGAUGCUAGCUCUCCAGAAACAGGAUUGGAGAGCCAUGCACUUGACUAAUGCCAACCAAGCCACAGCAAAGACACCAGGGUUGUAGUCAUUAGGCACCAAAUGGAAGAAAACGGACUGGCACAGUGAGAGACCACCUGCACUUUUCCAAUAAUUAACGCUUUUUUUCGUUUUCUGUUGUAAAAUGUAUUUUUUUUAAAUUACGAAAUGAACAUGACCCUGUUUUUGUGCUUGCUGCUGCAGUAGUGGUGUUUUUACUAGUGGUGUACACUAUGGCCUAGUGGUGUUUUUACUAGUGGUGUUCACUAUGGCCUAGUGGUGUUUUUUACUAGUGGUCUUCACUAUGGCCUAGUGGUGUUUUUACUAGUGGUGUACACUAUGGCCUAGUGGUGUUUUUUACUAGUGGUGUUCACUAUGGCCUAGUGGUUCUCAGUAUGUCUUAAUCCUCUCACCACAUCAUAACAGAUUUGCACAGAUGGAGAGGUCCUGUCUAUCUGUCUAGGCAGUCUGGCAUGAUUAUGUAAUCAAAACAGUGCUAGGAAUGUGUAAUUCUGGCUCUGCUUCAGGGGACACAAAGUUAGUACAUUAGUACAGGAUUCUCUGUCCUUUUUACUGUAUUUGGUCUAGCUAAACAGUGUCAGUAUUCCUUGUGAAAUGUAAUCAUAAAAUAAUUGAGUAUGGGCCUAUAAAAUAAUGAUCUAUCUUGACAUGACAUCAUACUACCUUAUUUCUAGAUAUUUUUUAAGGUAAGGAUAUAAACAACUGCAGCCAUGUUCAUGUACAGUGUGUGGCAGAACAAAACUGUGAGCAAUAAAGACCCUUCUGUUCAAACUCCAUUUUCAUCACUCACGUCAACUGUCAUCUCACCAGAGUAUCAAACAUUACGUGAUUACGUAAGUCUUCACUACCCCUGCAUCUUUAUGAUUGAUGCCUGUGUGUUUCAGCCUGCAAGACAGACAGAGACAUCUUAUUUCUCACUAGUGAAAUAUCCCCUCAGGACAUUGGUGUUUCAUACUGUUCUUUCAUCUUGAUUAAUAGUGUUGAUGUGAUUUAGGCUGGAGCGUGCCAGCUUGACAGCUUAUGUCUUACAGAUCCAUUUUCUAGCUGUUGGAAAUUUGGCAGUACAUUAGCUAUGUUUUCUCCUCUCCUUUGCUUCCAGACCAGACAUGUUCCAACUCCCCUUUACUCAUCUCUCGGUCUCUCUGUCUCGGUCUGUCUAUCUCUCUUCCUCUCACUCUCUCAUGCAUAUUGCUGCAAUGCACAGAAUGAUCUAGUCAAAUAUGCUGCAAUAGAGAAAUAUUGGAAGUUUGUCAGUGUCAAGAUCAACAUACCGUAUUUUCCGCACUAUAAGGCGCACCGGAGUAUAAGCCGCAGCAGCUAAAUUGAAUGAUGUGUACAUAUAUAAGCUGCACUGGACUAUAAGCCGCAGGUGUUUUAAUGUUUAAUUACCAUAUGUAAGGGUUCGUGCACAGAGGGGAUUGUCGGGAAAGAGAUGGCUGCUUGAGGAAGCUCCCAUUUAUUAACAUUUCAACAAACAAGUUGCAUAUUUGCAUAACGUAUUCCAGCAAAAUUAGUUAAUAGCGUCACAAUCAUUUAACCACUUAACUUUGGUUAUUUUUGAAAAACCUUGAAAAAAUUUGCACAUCUUUGAAUAUUUAUCUACAUUAUAGCCUACAGUAGUACCAUAACAAAAAACAAAGCUUACAGCGCUUGACGAGGCAAUAUCAAUGGCUAAAUUAAAUGUUUUUUUUAAAGUGCAAAAUAAAGUGCCUGUAACACGACAGUAAGCGCGUAAGCCUAAAGUUGCAGCAACACGGCUGCUUAAAAUAUACGGUAAUCAGCCUACCAGAAAAGUCAUUAAUCCUCGUCUUCAUCUUUUAGGCUUAUGUGCAGUACACGGCUGUAACCAAAAAAGUCAAGUCAUUAAUCCUCAUCUCCGUCUUCUUCCUGCGUACUAAAACCACCAAAGUCCUCAUCUUCAGUGUCGGAAACGAACAGGCUCAGGGUGGCUUCGUCAGCCACUCUCCUCUCUCCUUCGUUGACGCUCUCAAAACCAACGAACUCCUCUUCGUCACUGUCGGAAUCGAACAGCCUCUGAAGGGCCUCAGCUGUGGCGGCGUCCUCCUCUUCAUCACGCAGCAGUCCAGCCUUUCGGAACCCGUUAAUGAUCGUGGAUGUUUUGACACUCCUCCACGCUAUCAGGAUCCACUUGCAAACUUGACCGAAAGUUGCUUUUCGCAUGCGACCAGUUUUGGUGAAUGAUUUAUCGCCGCUAGUCAUCCACGCCCCCCACUGAACGCGUAGUGCCACUUUGAACGCACGAUUGACACUGAUGUCGAGUGGCUGCAGAUGCUUCGUUGUGCCCCCAGGAAUCACAGCUGGAAUGGAGUUUGUGCUCUUGAUGGCUGCUUUCACAUAAUCCGUUAUAUGGGCCCUCAUGCUGUCCAAAACGAGCAAAGCUUUUUUUGGGCGAAAGAAUCCUCCAGGGCGCUUGACGUAGCACUCAUUCAGCCACUCAUUCAUUAUGCUUUCCAUCAUCCACCCUUUCUUGUUGACUUUAAAGGAGAUGCCGUUCAGGAUAUUUUCUUUUGGCAUUGUAAUCCGCUUAAAAAUCACCAUUGGCGGAAGCUUUAAUCCAGAUGCUGUGCAGCCAAGAACACAAGUGAAAUUCGUUCUCUCGUGGCCAGUGGUUCUCAACGUGAUGGACGAUUCACCUUUCUUGUUAACAGUCCUAGUGAGAGGCAGGUCAAACGUCAAAGGCACAUCAUCCAUAUUUAUGAUCUGGUCCGGUCCGAUGGAAUAUUCCUCUAUCAUUCUUUGUGUGAAUUCGCCGAAGUUUGUUAUUUUUUCCUGGUAGUCGGGAGGGAUUUGGUGACACACAGUCAUCCGCGCCCUGAUGGACAGUCCCUUUCGUCUCAUAAAUCUGAAACACCAGGAUGGUCCACCUCUAAAAUUUUCAUUUUCAUUUCGGUGGCGACUGUUUCAGGUUUCAGUCGGAUCUGCACGGUGGAAACUCCGCGGCCGUCUGCUCUCUGUGUGUUCACCCAAUCUUCAAGAAAGUCUUCAAGUUCGGGCCAUCUGCUUUUAUUACCUCUGAAAGCUUUUUUUGACUUUUUGCAUUGAGACAGUUCUACCCGCUGGCGUCUCCAACGUCUCACCAUUGACUCAUUGAUGCCAAGGCUACGUGCUGCAGCUCUAUUUCCUUCUUUUACAGCCAGAUUGACUGCCUUUAACUUAAAAGCUGCAUCAUAUGCAUUUCUAAGUUUGUUUUCCAUAAUGAGGGUUUGUACAUUAAAACUUCCUUUGCACAAACUGUCUCGCUCUCGUAAUGUCUGUCUGUCUUGCUCUCGUUCUGUCUCUCGUACCACUCUCGGUUCCACUUUUACUUUUGCGCUACCUGUCUCACUCUUUUCCGGCCUCCAGCUUUUCCUGCUGGAGCCCUCCGCUUAAAGGUGGGGGGCGCGGACCGGUCAUAGAGCCCAUAGAGUUAAAGUUGGUGGACUGUAACCUGUAAAAUCCAUAGAUUUAGGAGGUCUUCUAGUGGCCGUUAGCUGUAAAAAUCCAUAGAUUAGCCGCACCGUUAUAUAAGCCGCAGGGGUCGAAAAAUUGGAAAAAAGGCGCGGCUUAUAGUCCGAAAAUUACGGUACUUCAACUAUGAACAAGACACAUUGUGCUGCAGUGCUGUGGGGGUUAUGGGAUGUUUACUGUACCAUGUGCUUAGAAGAGAGGGAGAAAGUUGUUGUGAAAAGCCAAAGUAAUUCGUUUUAUAAUGGGAAUGUUUAUUUAACUGAGUUGAUGUGUCUCUAGGUCUUGCCUAAUGCCGAUUGAUGACUGCAUGGAUCCUGUAAGAAAUGGUUUAAGUUGACUUGUUGCUUUAUGAGGAAAGGAGGCUGAGAGCAAUGGCUAGCUAGUAUGUUAACUAUUCUAGCUAACUAACUGGCUGAAUAAGUUGACGACGGAUUCACUCAAACUGUCAAAACUAACCCAAAACUUUACACAACGUUACACACGGACACAAAUGAUCUGCUUGGCGUGUUAACACACUGGUGGUUUGUUGUAACCGAGUAUUGGUGCUAAACCUUGUUAUUGGAGGCGUGCAUGCUAGUUGGCUAUGGCGUCAUAGGAUUCGGUGCCCUGGACGGUUUUCACGGAAGAAUACUGUACCAAGUUAGCUAGCUGAAUAAACUAAGUUAGAGUCUAUUCCUAGAAAACAUUGAACCGCUGUAGUUUACAACAAUUAUAAUUUCUAAAGUGGAAGUUGGGAGAAUUAUAUUUGAGUGUUUCAGUGAAACGUGAGGGAGGCCCCGCUCUCUCGCUUUCCCAGAUGUUUAGUUCAUUUCAUUCCGAUCUCCUUUGCAUUAUUGUAGCCAUUUUCUGUAGCCUGUCAAAUAUGUGUCUGUCUAUACCUGUUCUCUCCUCUCCGCACAGGCUACACAAACGCCUCACACCGUGUGGCUGCUGCCACUAACCUGGUGGUCCCUGCACGCACGACCCACGUGGAGUUCCAGGUCUCCGGCAGCCUCUGGAACUGCCGUUCUGUGGCCAACAAGGCAGAGUUCAUCUCAGCCUAUGCUACCCUCCAGUCCCUCGACUUCUUGGCGCUGACGGAAACAUGGAUUACCACUGAAAACACUGUUACUCCUACUGCUCUCUCCUCGUCUGACCAUGUGUUCUCGUAUACCCCGAGAGCAUCUGGUCAGCGGGGUGGUGGCACAGGAAUCCUCAUCUCUCCCAAGAGGACAUUCUCUCUAUCUCCUCAUUUGAAUUCCAUGCUGUCACAGUCACUAGCCCAUUCAAGCUUAACAUCCUUAUAAUUUAUCGCCCUCUAGGUUCUCUUGGAGAGUUCAUCAAUGAGCUUGAUGCCUUGAUAAGUUCCUUUCCUGAGGAUGGCUCACCCCUCACAGUUCUGGGUGACUUUAACCUCCCUACGUCUACCUUUGACUCAUUUCUCUCUUCCUCCUCCUUUCCACUCCUCUCCUCUUUUGACCUCACCCUCUCACCGUCCCCCCCCCUACUCACAAGGCAGGCAAUACGCUUGACCUCAUCUUUACUAGAUGCUGUUUUUCUACUAAUCUCACUGCAACUCCCCUCCAAGUCUCCGACCACUACUUUGUAUCCUUUUCUCUCUCGCUCUCCUCCAACACUACUCACUCUGCCCCUACUCAGAUGGUAAUGCGCCGUCGCAACCUUCGCUCUCUCUCUCCCGCUACUCUCUCCUCUUCCAUCCUAUCAUCUCUUCCCUCUGCUCCAUCCUUCUCCCUCCAAUCUCCUGAUUCUGCCUCCUCAACCCUCCUCUCCUCCCUUUCUGCAUCCUUUGACUCUCCAUGUCCCCUAUCCUCCCGGCCGGCUCGGUCCUCCCCUCGUGCUCCGUGGCUUGACGACUCAUUGCGAGCUCACAGAACAGGGCUCCGGGCAGCCGAGCGGAAAUGGAGGAAACUAGACUCCCUGCGGACCUGUCAUCUUUUCACUCCCUCCUCUCUACAUUUUCUUCCUCUGUUUCUGCUGCUAAAGCCACUUUCUACCACUUUAAAUUCCAAGCAUCUGCCUCUAACCAUAGGAAGCUCUUUGCCACCUUCUCCUCCCUGCUGAAUCCCCCCCUCUCUGUGGAUGACUUUGUCAACCAUUUUGAAAAGAAGGUUGACGACAUCCGAUCCUCGUUUGUUAAGUCAAAUGACACUGCGGGUCCUGCUCACACUGCCCUACCCUAUGCUUUGACUUCUUUCUCCCCUCUCUCUCCAGAUGAAAACUUGUGACGGCUGGCCGCCUAACAACCUGCCAGCUUGACCCUAUCCCCUCCUCUCUUCUCCAGACCAUUUCCGGAGACCUUCUCCCUUACCUCACCUCGCUCAUCAACUCAUCCUUGACCGCUGGCUAUGUCCCUUCCGUCUUCAAGAGUGCGAGAGUUGCACCCCUUCUCAAAAAACCUACACUCGAUCCCUCCGAUGUCAACAACUACAGACCAGUAUCCCUUUCUUUUCUGAUCCAAACCAGUCAGGUUUCAAGACUGGUCAUUCAACUGAGACUGCUUUUCUCUGUGUCACGGAGGCUCUCCGCACUGCUAAAGCUAACUCUCUCUCCUCUGCUCUUAUCCUUCUAGACCUAUCCGCUGCCUUUGAUACUGUGAACCAUCAGAUCCUCCUCUCCAUGCUCUCCGAGUUGGGCAUCUCCUGCGCUGCUCACUCUUGGAUUGCGUCCUACCUGACAGGUCGCUCCUACCAGGUGGCGUGGCGAGAAUCUGUCUCCGCACCACGUGCUCUCACCACUGGUGUCCCCCAGGGCUCAGUUCUAGGCUCUCUCCUAUUCUCGCUAUACACCAAGUCACUUGGCUCUGUCAUAUCCUCACAUGGUCUCUCCUAUCAUUGCUACGCAGACGACACACAAUUAAUCUUCUCCUUUCCCCCUUCUGAUAACCAGGUGGCGAAUCGCAUGUCUGGCAGACAUAUCAGUGUGGAUGAUGAUUCACCACUGCAAGCUGAACCUCGCAAGACGGAGCAGCUCUUCCUCCCGGGGAAGGACUGCCCGUUCCAUGAUCUCGCCAUCACGGUUGACAACUCUGUUGUGUUCUCCUCCCAGAGUGCAAAGAGCCUUGGCGUGACCCUGGACAACACCCUGUCGUUCUCCGCUAACAUCAAGGCGGUGACCCGAUCCUGUAGGUUUAUGCUCUACAACAUUCGCAGAGUACGACCCUGCCUUACACAGGGAGCGGCACAGGUCCUAAUCCAGGCACUUGUCAUCUCCCGUCUGGAUUACUGCAACUCGCUGUUGGCUGGACUCCCUGCCUGUGCCAUUAAACCCCUACAACUCAUCCAGAAUGCCGCAGCCCGUCUGGUGUUCAACCUUCCCAAGUUCUCUCACGUCACCCCGCUCCUCCGCACAAUCCACUGGCUUCCAGUUGAAGCUUGCAUCUGCUACAAGACCCUGGUGCUUGCCUACGGAGCUGUGAGGGGAACGGCACCUCCGUACCUUCAGGCUCUGAUCAGUCCCUACACCCAAACGAGGGCAUUGCGUUCAUCCAGCUCUGGCCUGCUGGCCCCCCUACCUCUGCGGAAGCACAGUUCCCACUCAGCCCAGUCAAAACUGUUCGCUGCUCUGGCACCCCAAUGGUGGAACAAGCUCCCUCACGACACCAGGACAGCGGAGUCACUCACCACCUUCCGGAGACACUUGAAACCCCACCUCUUUAAGGAAUACCUGGGAUAGGAUAAAGUAAUCCUUCUACCCCACCCCCCUAAAAAUUAAAUAAAAAUAAAUAAAUAAAUUGUAAAGUGGUUGUCCCACUGGCUAUCAUAAGGUGAAUGCACCAAUUUGUAAGUCGCUCUGGAUAAGAGCGUCUGCUAAAUGACGAAAAUGUAAAUGUAAAAUGAGGCUAAAUCCUACUCAAAUUGAUCCCUUUGUGGAAUCCCAAGAGGACUCCUACCCCCUACACCAGGGAUCGUCAAAUAGAUUCAGCCGUGGGUCUUUUGGUCGGGGGGCCGGAACAUAACCUGGCUUACCUUUGUAUACGAUCAGUGUCUCUCUAUUAUGCGUGGGAGUACUUGGGAACAGAUUUCAAAAAUUAAAUUCACUUAGAGCUGAUUUCCUGGUGUUUUUACAAUAUUUUGUAAAAAAAAAAAAAAAAAAACAAUACUAAUAAAUAGAAUAAAAUAACUUGGGGGGCAAAUUAAACCAUCCGUGUGCCAUAUUCGGCCCGCGGGCCAACAGUUGGGGAGCCCUGCUCUUCACCCUAAGGCCUAGCCGGGUCAAUUUUGGAUUCUGCGAUGUGUUAUAAGAUAGCUAGUUAAGGUUUAGUAAAGUUCAAGUUGUCACGAAGACAUGCUGUUUUCAAAAAGUGAAAUAACACAAAGGUAAACAAAGAACAGGAUGGACGUAUUUGGGGAAUAUAACUAUUGAUCUUUUCUGGUAUUACAGUUCAGACUGAUAAAGAGCAGUGUCUGGCUGUGGUGGAGAGGGCCAAUAAUAGAGCGCACCAUCUGUGUCAGUGAAGAAUGCGAAAUACUGUAUCUUUGAGACCUCUUCCUCUCCAUAUUGUUCUGUACAGAGGUGUUACCUACAGUACUCACCAGACCAUUGUCUGUUUCAAAAACUCCUGGGUGGCGCAGUGGUCUAAGGCACUGCAUCGCAGUGCUAACUGUGCCACUAGAGAUCCUGGUUCGAAUCCAGGCUCUGUCGCAGCUGGCCGUGACCAGGAGACUCAUGGGCGGCGCACAAUUGGCCCAGCGUCGUCCAGGGUAGGGGAGGGAAUGGCCGGCAGGGAUGUAGCUCAGUUGAUAGAGCAUGGCGUUUGCAACGCCAGGGUUGUGGGUUCGCUUCCCAUGGGGGGCCAGUAUAAAAAAAUAUGUAUUCACUAACUGUGUAAGUCGCUCUGGAUAAGAGCGUCUGCUAAAUGACUAAAAUAAAUAAUAAUAAUAAAAAAAACAUUGAAGAUAAAGAUUGGUGUAAUUUGUCAGAGCAUAUUGUUAUGAUGAUGUAAUCACCUCAAAGUUGAUCUCCUAUUGUAUACAUUCAGAUCUCAACACAGCCUUGUGACAUGAAAUUCAACCCCUUGUUUAUGGGUAUUACUGUAGGCCUAUAUACACCUGCACCUAAGCUGUGUUCGAUUACCCAUACUAACAUACUGUAUACUACAUACUUAAUGAGUGUAUACUAUUAGUUCAUUUUAGUGUACUGUAAAUGAGCUGUAUCCUUUCAGUUGAGCGUACUAGCGCUUUGCCUAUCUACCGGAAGUUGAUGCUGUUGCUAUGCAACUUCUUGCUAGCUUGUCAGCAUAACAAAUUACUAGCUAGACAUUUUACGACUUCAUUAACAAUGUCCAUUGAGAACUAUACCACUUAGCUAAGCUAAGAAUGACGUGAAUAAUCAAGUCAAUAAAAGGUGGUUAGUUAGAUAGCAUAUAGUUAAUACACUGUUCGAUGUAUUAGUAGCCAACUAAACAUUACGUAGCUAGCUAACAUGCCGGUACAUACUGCUGUAAUGAUAUUCUAUGCAGUUCGUAAGGAUAGCGUAGCUAAGAAAUUGUCAGCCAACAUAACGUGUAAUGUAACUUAUUUGGACUUUAAGUGUAUGUCCCUUUGUGUCAGUGUGUGUGUGUCCCUUUGUGUCUGUGUGUCAAUAAAGUCAUUACUUUAUUACAUUGCUCAACAUUUUCUUAACAUUUUUCAUAAUUAGGAUACAAAUUCAUUGCUUUAACUAUCUCGUCGGACUUCGGCUGCAUAUUUUCUGCCAUUUUCUUCAAAUCUGAAAACGUUGUGAAGCCCCGCCCAUUUUCUGAAUUGCAUUAUGGGCCCUAAAAGCACGGAAAUAGUGUCCACCGCUUGUAUACUUAGUAUUUUGGCGAAUGUAGUACCACAUCCGGGAACUUUUGGCAUACUAACUAUAUCCAUACUAUGACCAAUAAGAAUACUACAUACUCAAUUUAUGUCACAAAUAGUGCGGUUAGUAAGAGUAUUUGAAGACAUAAGGACCUAUGUGUUUGUUAACAAUUAUUGCCACCUAAAGGGUUAACAGCCUGGGAAAGACAUGUCUAAGAGAACUAGAAAAUAUGCAUUUCCUGAAGAAAAUAUGUGAUUGCUUCAACAGUCUAAACAUAUAAGAGGAAGAGGUCUUGCAGAAGCAAGCACAUUAAUAAAUGGGGGUAUUGUAGACCAGUGGGAUUGACUCUUCUAAAUUAUGUUCCGAAUAUAUUUUCAGUUACUCUGAAAUGAUCUCAUAUUGUGUGAUUGGUUGGGGCUGUAGGCUGAAUAUGUUUUACUAAGAUUGCAGAUGAGACACUCUGCCUGUCUCAGUUUAUGUGGACCAGCCUUGCGUCAUUGCAUCUCUUGUACUCAGGUUAGCCUUUCUACCCCAGAUUUAAUCAAUGAUAGGUUUUACAAGGAUGGUGCAACACACAUUUUCCUACGUUUGCAAUGCAACACUUAUUACAAUGUAUGGGUAAACAAGGAGUUGAUUAUGCACAGAGUUUUACAGCGCAACUACUGUACACACAUUGUACUCUCACUGGGAGGCUUUGUGAAGUUGUUAGAGGCACCACCAUUUUUCUCAGCACCCUGAGAAAAACUGUAGGGUCCAUUCACUGUUCCUACAAGUGAUCUCUAAUCAGGCUUUAGUAGUCAUACAGAAACAGUACUGAACAACAUUUACCUUCAGCCCCAUCACCAGCAUCUUCAUCUAAAGAAGUUCUUGUGACCUUUUUUCAAUCUGAGUUGGCCAUAACUAGGGCUGGGCGAUAUGGCCUAAAAAUCAUAUUUAGUUUUUUUAAACUUAUUCACAAUAUACACUACCGUUUAAAAGUUUGGGGUCACUUAGAAAUGUCCUUGUUUUUGAAAGAAAAGCAAUUAUUUUGUCUAUUUAAAAUAACAUAAAAUUGAUCAGAAAUACAGUGUAGACAUUAAUGUUGUCAAUGGCUAUUGUAGCUGGAAACGGCUGAUUUUUUUAUGGAAUACAUAGGCGUACAGAGGCCAAUUAUCAGCAACCAUCAGUCCUGUGUUCCAAUGGCACGUUGUGUUUGCUAAUCCAAGUUUAUCAUUAGAAAACCCUUUUGCAAUUAUGUUAGCACAGCUGAAAACUGUUGUGCUGAUUAAAGAAGCAAUAAACUGGCCUUCUUGAGACUAGUUGAGUAUCUGGAGCAUCAGCCAUUGUGGGUUCGAUUACAGGCUCAAAAUUGCCAGAAACAAAUAACUUUCUUCUGAAACUCGUCAGUCUCUUCUUGUUCUGAGAAAUGAAGGCUAUUCCUUGCGAGAAAUUGCCAAGAAACUGAAGAUCUCGUACAACGCUGUGUACUACUCCCUUCACAGAACAGCGCAAACUGUCUCUAACCAGAAUAGAAAGAGGAGUGGGAGGCCCCGGUGCACAACUGAGCAAGAGGACAAAUACAUUAGUGUCUAGUUUGAGAAACAGACGCCUCACAGGUCCUCAACUGGCAGCUUCAUUAAAUAGUACCCGCAAAACACCAGUCUCAACGUCAACAGUGAAGAGGCGACUCCGGGAUGCUGACCUUCUAGAAGAGUUGCAAAGAAAAAGCCAUAUCUCAGACUGGCUAAUAAAAAUAAAAGAUUUACGCCUAUGUAGAUAUUCCAUAAAGAAUCUGCCGUUUCCAGCUACAAUAGCCAUUGACAACAUUAACAAUGUCCACACUGUAUUUCUGAUCAAUUUGAUGUUAUUUUAAUGGACAAAAAAAUUGCUUUAAUUUCGAAAACAAGGACAUUUCUAAGUGACCCCAAACUUUUGAACGGUAGUUGUGUGUGUAUACAGUGAGGGGAAAAAAGUAUUUGAUCCCCUGCUGAUUUUGUACGUUUGCCCACUGACAAAGACAUGAUCAGUCUAUAAUUUUAAUGGUAGGUUUAUUUGAACAGUGAGAGACAGAAUAACAACAACAAAAUCCAGAAAAACGCAUGUCAAAAAUGUUAUAAAUUGAUUUGCAUUUUAAUGAGGGAAAUAAGUCUUUGAGCCCUCUGCAAAACAUGACUUAGUACUUGGUGGCAAAACCCUUGUUGGCAAUCACAGAGGUCAGACGUUUCCUGUAGUUGGCCACCAGGUUUGCAAACAUCUCAGGAGGGAUUUUGUUCCAUCCUCCUUUGCAGAUCUUCUCCAAGUCAUUAAGGUUUCGAGGCUGACGUUUGGCAACUCGAACCUUCAGCUCCCUCCACAGAUUUUCUAUGGGAUUAAGGUCUGGAGACUGGCUAGGCCACACCAGGACCUUAAUGUGUUUCUUCUUAAGCCACUCCUUUGUUGACUUGGCCGUGUGUUUUGGGUCAUUGUCAUGCUGGAAUACCCAUCCACGACCCAUUUUCAAUGCCCUGGCUGAGGGAAGGAGGUUCUCACCCAAGAUUUGACGGUACAUGGCCCCGUCCAUCGUCCCUUUGAUGCGGUGAAGUUGUCCCCGCACCAACUGUUGUCACCUUCUCACCAAGCUGCUUGGCGAUGGUCUUGUAGCCCAUUCCAGCCUUGUGUAGGUCUACAAUCUUGUCCCUGACAUCCUUGGAGAGCUCUUUGGUCUUGGCCAUGGUGGAGAGUUUGGAAUCUGAUUGAUUGCUUCUGUGGACAGGUGUCUUUUAAACAGGUAACAAGCUGAGAUUAGGAGCACUCCCUUUAAGAGUGUGCUCCUAAUCUCAGCUCGUUACCUGUAUAAAAGACACCUGGGAGCCAGAAAUCUUUCUGAUUGAGAAGGGGUCAAAUACUUAUUUCACUCAUUAAAAUGCAAAUCAUUUUAUAACAUUUUUGACAUGCGUUUUUGUGUUUCUUUUGUUGUUGUUCUGUCUCUCACUGUUCAAAUAAACCUACCAUAAAAAUUAUAGACUGAUAAAUUAUUUGUCAGUGGGAAAGCGUACAAAAUCAGCAGAGGAUCAAAUACUUUUUUACCUCACUGUGUGUAUGUAUGUAUGUAUGUAUGUAUGUACAGUGGGGAGAACAAGUAUUUGAUACACUGCCGAUUUUGCAGGUUUUCCUACUUACAAAGCAUGUAGAGGUCUGUAAUUUUUAUCAUAGGUACACUUCAACUGUGAGAGACGGAAUCUAAAACAAAAAUCCAGAACAACACAUUGUAUGAUUUUUAAGUAAUUAAUUUGCAUUUUAUUGCAUGACAUAAGUAUUUGAUACAUCAGAAAAACAGAACUUAAUAUUUGGUACAGAAACUUUUGUUUGCAAUUACAGAGAUCAUACGUUUCCUGUAGGUCUUGACCAGGUUUGUACACACUGCAGCAGGGAUUUUGGCCCACUCCUCCAUACAGACCUUCUCCAGAUCCUUCAGGUUUCGGGGCUGUCGCUGGGCAAUACGGACUUUCAGCUCCCUCCAAAGAUGUUCUAUUGUGUUCAGGUCUGGAGACUGGCUAGGCCACUCCAGGACCUUGAGAUGCUUCUUACGGAGCCACUCCUUAGUUGCCCUGGCUGUGUUUUUCGGGUCGUUGUCAUGCUGGAAGACCCAGCCACGACCCAUCUUCAAUGCUCUUACUGAGGGAAGGAGGUUGUUGGCCAAGAUAUCGCGAUACAUGGCCCCAUCCAUCCUCCCCUCAAUACGGUGCAGUCGUCCUGUCCCCUUUGCAGAAAAGCAUCCCCAAAGAAUGAUGUUUCCACCGCCAUGCUUCACGGUUGGGAUGGUGUUCUUGGGGUUGUACUCAUCCUUCUUCUUCCUCCAAACACGGCGAGUGGCGUUUAGACCAAAAAGCUCUAUUUCUGUCUCAUCAGACCACAUGACCUUCUCCCAUUCCUCCUCUGGAUCAUCCAGAUGGUCAUUGGCAAACUUCAGACGGGCCUGGACAUGCGCUGGCUUGAGCAGGGGGACCUUGCGUGCGCUGCAGGAUUUUAAUCCAUGACGGCGUAGUGUGUUACUAAUGGUUUUCUUUGAGACUGUGGUCCCAGCUCUAUUCAGGUCAUUGACCAGGUCCUGCCGUGUAGUUCUGGGCUGAUCCCUCACCUUCCUCAUGAUCAUUGAUGCCCCACGAGGUGAGAUCUUGCAUGGAGCCCCAGACCGAGGGUGAUUGACCGUCAUCUUGAACUUCUCCCAUUUUCUAAUUAUUGCGCCAAUAGUUGUUGCCUUCUCACCAAGCUGCUUGCCUAUUGUCCUGUAGCCCAUCCCAGCCUUGUGCAGGUCUACAAUUUUAUCCCUGAUGUCCUUACACAGCUCUCUGGUCUUGGCCAUUGUGGAGAGGUUGGAGUCUGUUUGAUUGAGUGUGUGGACAGGUGUCUUUUAUACAGGUAACGAGUUCAAACAGGUGCAGUUAAUACAGGUAAUGAGUGGAGAACAGGAGGACUUCUUAAAGAAAAACUAACAGGUCUGUGAGAGCCAGAAUUCUUACUGGUUGGUAGGUGAUCAAAUACUUAUGUCAUGCAAUAAAAUGCAAAUUAAUUACCUAAAAAUCAUACAAUGUGAUUUUCUGGAUUUUUGUUUUAGAUUCCGUCUCUCACAGUUGAAGUGUACCUAUGAUAAAAAUUACAGACCUCUACAUGCUUUGUAAGUAGGAAAACCUGCAAAAUCGGCAGUGUAUCAAAUACUUGUUCUCCCCACUGUAUGUAUGUACAGUGGGGGAAAAAAGUAUUUAGUCAGCCACCAAUUGUGCAAGUUCUCCCACUUAAAAAGAUGAGAGAGGCCUGUAAUUUUCAUCAUAAGUACACGUCAACUAUGACAGACAAAAUGAGAGAAAAAAAAUCCAGAAAAUCACAUUGUAGGAUUUUUAAUGAAUUUAUUUGCAAAUUAUGGUGGAAAAUAAGUAUUUGGUCAAUAACAAAAGUUUCUCAAUACUUUGUUAUAUACCCUUUGUUGGCAAUGACACAGGUCAAAUGUUUUCUGUAAGUCUUCACAAGGUUUUCACACACUGUUGCUGGUAUUUUGGCACAUUCCUCCAUGCAGAUCUCCUCUAGAGCAGUGAUGUUUUGGGGCUGUCGCUGGGCAACACAGACUUUCAACUCCCUCCAAAGAUUUUCUAUGGUGUUGAGAUCUGGAGACUGGCUAGGCCAUUCCAGGACCUUGAAAUGCUUCUUACGAAGCCACUCCUUCGUUGCCCGGGCGGUGUGUUUGGGAUCAUUGUCAUGCUGAAAGACCCAGCCACGUUUCAUCUUCAAUGCCCUUGCUGAUGGAAGGAGGUUUUCACUCAAAAUCUCACGAUACUUGGCCCCAUUCAUUCUUUCCUUUACACGGAUCAGUCGUCCUGGUCCCUUUGCAGAAAAACAGCCCCAAAGCAUGAUGUUUCCACUUCCAUGCUUCACAGUAGGUAUGGUGUUCUUUGGAUGCAACUCAGCAUUCUUUGUCCUCCAAACACGACGAGUUGAGUUUUUACCAAAAAGUUCUAUUUUGGUUUCAUCUGACCAUAUGACAUUCUCCCAAUCCUCUUCUGGAUCAUCCAAAUGCACUCUAGCAAACUUCAGACGGGCCUGGACAUGUACUGGCUUAAGCAGGGGGACACGUCUGGCACUGCAGGAUUUGAGUCCCUGGCGGCGUAGUGUGUUACUGAUGGUAGGCUUUGUUACUUUGGUCCCAGCUCUCUGCAGGUCAUUCACUAGGUCCCCCCGUGUGGUUCUGGGAUUUUUGCUCACCGUUCUUGUGAUCAUUUUGACCCCACGGGGUGAGAUCUUGCGUGGAGCCCCAGAUCGAGGGAGAUUAUCAGUGGUCUUGUAUGUCUUCCAUUUCCUAAUAAUUGCUCCCACAGUUGAUUUCUUCAAACCAAGCUGCUUACCUAUUGCAGAUUCAGUCUUCCCAGCCUGGUGCAGGUCUACAAUUUGUUUCUGGUGUCCUUUGACAGCUCUUUGGUCUUGGCCAUAGUGGAGUUUGGAGUGUGACUGUUUGAGGUUGUGGACAGGUGUCUUUUAUACUGAUAACAAGUUCAAACAGGUGCCAUUAAUACAGGUAACGAGUGGAGGACAGAGGAGCCUCUUAAAGAAGUUACAGGUCUGUGAGAGCCUGAAAUCUUGCUUGUUUGUAGGUGACCAAAUACUUAUUUUCCACCAUAAUUUGCUAAUAAAUUCAUUAAAAAUCCUACAAUGUGAUUUUCUGGAUUUUUUUCUCUCCAAUUUGUCUGUCAUAGUUGACGUGUACUUAUGAUGAAAAUUACAGGCCUCUCAUCUUUUUAAGUGGGAGAACUUGCGCAAUUGGUGGCUGACUAAAUACUUUUUUCCCCCACUGUAUGUAUGUAUGUAUAUGUAUGUGUGUGUGUGUGUGUGUAUAUGUAUGUAUGUAUAUAUAUAUAUAUAUAUAUAUAUAUAUAUGUAUAUAUAUAUAUAUAUAUAUAUAUAUAUAUAUAUAUAUGUAUAUGUAUAUGUAUAUGUAUAUAUAUAUAUAUAUAUAUAUAUAUAUAUGUAUAUAUGUAUAUAUAUGUGUAUGUAUAUAUAUGUGUAUAUAUUUAUACACACACACAUACAGUUGAAGUCGGAAGUUUACAUUCACUUAGGUUGGAGUCAUUAAAACUUGUUUUUCAACCACUCCACAAAUUUCUUGUUAACAAACUAUAGUUUUGUCAAGUCGGUUAGGACUGCUACUUUGUGCAUGACACAAGUACUUUUUCAAACAAUUGUUUGCAGACAGAUUAUUUCACUGUAUCACAAUUCCAGUGGGUCAGAAGUUUACAUACACUAAGUUGACUAUGCCUUUUAAACAGCUUGGAACAUUCCAGAAAACGAUGUCAUGGCUUUAGAAGCUUCUGAUAGGCUAAUUGACAUCAUUUGAGUCAAUUGGAGGUGUCCCUUCAAAAUCAGUGCCUCUUUGCUUGACAUCAUGGGAAAAUCAAAAGAAAUCAGCCAAGACCUCAGAAAAAAACAUUGUAGACCUCCACAAGUCUGGUUCAUCCUUGGGAGCAAUUUCCAAAUGCCUGAAGGUACCACGUUCAUCUGUACAAACAAUAGUACGCAAGUAAAAACACCAUGAGACCACGCGGCCGUCAUACCGCUCAGGAAGGAGACGCGUUCUGUCUCCUAGAGAUGAACGUACUUUUGGUGUGAGAAGUGCAAAUCAAUCCCAGAACAACAGCAAAGGUGUCACGAGAAUUUCUAUUUCUAAUUAAACUCAAUGCUUUGAAUAUUUCCCAGUGGGUGUAAGGCUCUGGUUUUCAUGAAUUAAACAGAUCUCCAGUCAGCAAGAAUCAUCAGUAUCUUUAUUCAUGAGAGCUCUGGCGCCCAAACACACAGACUUUUUAUAUCCCUUCACACAAAGGAACUUUGCACCUCCCACCUUUUAGGCGGCCUGUACAUUUCCACAGUCUAACCCCCUCCUCUGUUAGUGGGUUUAUAAUGAUAACCCUAACAGAGUUUACACAGUCAUUAUCAGUAUCGGGGUGGAACAAUUUUAGUCAUUUACCAUAAUUCCUCUGUCAAAAGGACCUUGUGAGGAUGCUGGAGGAAACAGGUACAAAAGUAUCUAUAUCCACAGUAAAACGAGUCCUAUAUCGACGUAACCUGAAAGGCCGCUCAGCAAGGAAGAAGCCACUGCUCUAAAACCGCCAUAAAAAGCCAGACUACGGUUUGCAACUGCACAUGGGGACAAAGAUCGUACUUUUUGGAGAAAUGUCCUCUGAUCUGAUGAAACAAAAAUAGAACUGUUUGGCCAUAAUGACCAUCGUUAUGUUUGAAGGAAAAAGGGUGGGCUUGCAAGCCGAAGAACACCAUCCCAACUGUUUUUAGUUUUUGCUGUCAUAAAGGCUUAACCUUUUAUUUUUUUAUUUUUUUUUACAAGACUCUCAGGUACGCUUAUAAUUGAUUUAGUGUUUACAUUGUUCCAAACAGUCAAAUUAUAUUGUAAUCUAACAGCACCUGUUUGGCACACAGAAUAUGCAUGCAGCGCUUGCUCCUUUAUCUUAUUUUUCUUGAUCUCCAGUAUUUUCCACGACUAGUCAAAUUUAUUCCACAGAUCUGACUCCCCUUUACCUAGGGCUGUUCUUUCGACCAAUCAAUUGGUAAAUAUUUUUACAUGUGAAUUUUUCCAUAUGUGUUUUAAUAAAAUCAACAAUAUGCAUUGAGCUUGUCUGAUGCUUUAAGCUUACGGUUUGAUGAAAUAAGCCAAAUGCCUCGGAUGCCAGAGAUCUAGAUAACCAGAAGAAAAAAACCAGACCCAACUAUUCUCCUUCUGCUCCUGCUGGCUUUCGCAGAUUCUGCCGUUAUUUUCCUGAAGUUGCCGGUAAUAGGCUACACGAGGAGUCGGCAACCUUUCUCAUGUGGAAUGCCAAUUUAUCUGACCAUUUCUACCCAUCUGCGUUCCAGUUAUGGUUUUCAUAUGCACAUUUUCAUGGAACAGUUUCAUUUAAUAUAUAAUGUCUUCAUAUCUCAAUCAUUGUCAUGUGGUUAAUCAACAUUCUAUCCAAAUCUAAAUGAAAAUGAUACAAACCUAAAAAGUAACUUAUAUUGCCAACUAUGUGAAAAUAGCCUACAUGGUCAACCCAAGAUUAUUUUAGUCGGGGACAGCCCUACUUGUAGCAGGCAUUAUGCUAUGGAACACCGGUUUCAUCAUCAAUCUCUCAAGCCCAAGUGCUAGUGAUUAGCCAGCUAAUCUUUUAUAUUUCAAGUUUAGCCAACUUGGAUCUGUUUGCUAGCUAAUAAGGUUGAACAGUUGAGUUGUUAUGAACACACCCUUCUGUCUGUCUCCAACUGUUUGAAAAGCAUGCUAGCCUGUCCACUUUGUUCUGAUGUUGAAAUCAAGUGGCCUACCUUAUUUCUCAGAAUGAGAGGGAGUUGCCAAUUCCUUAUAGAAUUGUUUUAUGCUUAUUACACAUUUAUAAAACACAGACUAGACCACUAGUAUAACAGUAUUUGGCUAAAAUGCUGUUAGCGGUAACCCAAUGCUGCGCGCGACAAACCUGAGCAUUCAUUUUCCAGAAUCAAUGUUCAUUGAUACUCUUAUUUUAGUAGUGUCUGCUCUGCACGCAAUUUGAGGAGUUGAGACAUAAAAAGGGUAUCGUUAGAAAAGUUAACUUCUCCUUUAUUACAGUAAAAUAAUGUCACAAUGUCUUUUGGUGUCCAUGUGACCGACUCUGUUGGACCAAACCUCAAAUGCUAAUAGCGAUUUGAAACCGCUUGUCAGAGGGGAAAUAUGAUCUCACCUUUGUUGGCGUGAGAUGCAGGGGCUUGGUGUGUGUGUGUGUGUAAACCAUAGAGGAAGAGGCGAAGCGAGAGGUUUCGCUCUCGCUAAAAUAUGUCCCAAAUAAGCCCACCGGUUUCUAUGGGCUUAUUUUGGACCUAAGCUUGCCUUCCCGCCUUUGGGACAACGACUGCCAUUGUUAGGGUGGAGACAUGUAUCUCGUAAUUUUAUACAUAUCUUUGGUGUAAAUGGGAAGGUGCACACAGAGGAGCAAAGGAGACGAGACCAAAAAUACAACAUGAGAACAAGCAGAUAUAAACGCUCAUAAAAACAAAAAAUAACAAAACCUUGAUUCUUGCGAUACAGGCAUUUUGGAAUAUCGUGCAAAAACAUACAUUCGAAUUAAUGAAAUGAAUUAGAUAAAUCUCCCAGCCAUAACCCACCAGUGGGGUUCUUGAUCCACCAUUUGGGAUGCAUUGACCUAACCUAACAUCCUCCUUUCCUCUCCUGCAGUUGGAUAACAUCCUGUACCCUCCAUCCAUGCCCUUCCGGAAGUCCAGUAACCCUGAGGUGAUCCACGGCCUCGCCCUCAAGUUUAAGAGACAGCUCAGUGAGGACGGCAACAACCUCCGCAGGGGAAGCCUAGGGGGCGCUCUCACAGGUAACAAACAUAUUGCCCUGCAGGUGCACAUACUGUACACACACACAUGCAAAAAUGCUAGCAUAUGCAAGCAUGUACUUAUGCAUGCACACACGCAGGAACACACAGAAACACAAGAUCAAGAAGAUGCUUCUCUGUGACCAUUUACCAGUGAAUUAGAUAUGAACGGUGAGCCAUACAAUGUGUUUUGUUCUGUUUGGCUAAUAAUGCAGUGAGGAGUGAACUGGAGCUGUGCUCUGACUGGGACACUCAGUAAGGAUUUCCUCUCCUGGCUGGUGUGUGAUGAGCACUGGUGAGGAAGCCAUCUCACUGAGAGGAAGAAAGGAUCACCAUUUUCCUCUCUGUCAUCCUGUUUCCCCCCCAGGCUUUACAGUAAGGCACCGGAUGCCAUGGGAUGGGGACAUGUCUUAGAACACCGGGGUCGUGUUCAGGAGGGCAUACUGUAGCAUAGUACCUUUCAACGGGAGACAAAAAUCUGUGUUCUUAGUGGACAAAUUCAGGUUGUGCCUCCCAGUUUUGAAACGAUUGCUCCCUACUGAACAGGACCCAGGUAGAGAAGCAGAUGUGUGUGUGUGUGUGUGUGUCCUAAGUCUAGGUGAAGAGUUAGAUAACUGUUGCAGAGGGAAAAGGCGUUCAUGGAGAAGGGAAAAUGUCAAACUAAAACAAUUGGUGACUAGUUAUGGUAGGCAGUCUGAAAGACACACACACACACAAUCCAUUUACAAAAUGAUGUUGCAUGGUUUAAUAACAGUAGAAAAACGAACCUCCUUAACCCUACCUGAAGUAUUUUCUAAGGUAAGUGAUUUUGUGCUGUGAGGUCACCAUACAUGGGGAUAGGUGAAAAUCCUCUUCAGCAUCACAUCUCCGUCAGCCUCUUUUGAAAUGCAUGAGGAAAGGCAGGACAUUUUGGUAACGCAAGGCUCAUGCAUGUGUAAUGCUCCUAGGCUUACUGUAGAGUCUUGUCGCACUGCGCUCACGUGCCUCUUUUCAUGAGCCAGGCUAUCAUACUCUCAUGUGAAAAGCAUUUGGGGGAGUAAAGGAGAUGGAAGAUAUGGUUAUUUCGACAGAUUGGAAAGGCUAAAUAGUUGAUUGAGUUGGGUGUAAAGCAUGAUGCCUGAAGUGUAGGACAACCACGUCACACACACACGUACAGUGGGGGAAAAAACUAUUUAGUCAGCCACCAAUUGUGCAAGUUCUCCCACUUAAAAAGAUGAGAGAGGCCUGUAAUUUUCAUCAUAGGUACACGUCAACUAUGACAGACAAAUUGAGAAUUUUUUCCAGAAAAUCACAUUGUAGGAUUUUUAAUGAAUUUAUUUGCAAAUUAUGGUGGAAAAUAAGUAUUUGGUCACCUACAAACAAGCAAGAUUUCUGGCUCUCACAGACCUGUAACUUCUUCUUUAAGAGGCUCCUCUGUCCUCCACUCGUUACCUGUAUUAAUGGCACCUGUUUGAACUUGUUAUCAGUAUAAAAUACACUGCUUAAGCCAGUACAUGUCCAGGCCCGUCUGAAGUUUGCUAGAGUGCAUUUGGAUGACCCAGAAGAGGAUUGGGAGAAUGUCAUAUGGUCAGAUGAAACCAAAAUAGAACUUUUUGGUAAAAACUCAACUCGUCGUGUUUGGAGGACAAAGAAUGGUGAGUUGCAUCCAAAGAACACCAUGCCUACUGUGAAGCAUGGGGGUGGAAACAUCAUGCUUUGGGGCUGUUUUUCUGCAAAGGGACCAGGACGACUGAUCCGUGUAAAGGAAAGAAUGAAUGGGGCCAUGUAUCGUGAGAUUUUGAGUGAAAACCUCCUUCCAUCAGCAAGGGCAUUGAAGAUGAAACGUGGCUGGGUCUUUCAGCAUGACAAUGAUCCCAAACACACCGCCCGGGCAACGAAGGAGUGGCUUCGUAAGAAGCAUUUCAAGGUCCUGGAGUGGCCUAGCCAGUCUCCAGAUCUCAACCCCAUAGAAAAUCUUUGGAGGGAGUUGAAAGUCCGUGUUGCCCAGCGACAGCCCCAAAACAUCACUGCUCUAGAGGAGAUCUGCAUGGAGGAAUGGGCCAAAAUACCAGCAACAGUGUGUGAAAACCUUGUGAAGACUUACAGAAAACGUUUGACCUGUGUCAUUGCCAACAAAGGGUAUAUAACAAAGUAUUGAGAAACUUUUGUUAUUGACCAAAUACUUAUUUUCCACCAUAAUUUGCAAAUAAAUUCAUUAAAAAUCCUACAAUGUGAUUUUCAGGAUUUUCUUUUCUCAAUUUGUCUGUCAUAGUUGACGUGUACCUAUGAUGAAAAUUACAGGCCUCAUCUUUUUAAUAAUAAUAAUAAUAAUAAUAAUAUGCCAUUUAGCAGACGCUUUUAUCCAAAGCGACUUACAGUCAUGCGUGCAUAAGUGGGAGAACUUGCACAAUUGGUGGCUGACUAAAUACUGUUUUUCCCCACUGUAUGUAAUCCCAUGCACACAUACACACAUACAAUAGGCAAACAGAAGGUUUUACAUAUCACCAUGGUAUUACCUACACUUGUUGGUCGUGACUUCAGUUGAAUAGCUUCUCAGGGAGCUGUUGACUCUUGUUUUUGACGUUUCAUUUGAACUCGUUGCUCUCGUUUCCAUCGCCUCUUCAUUUGUACAUUUCAUGCACCCAUUUCGCUUCGAGUUGUCUUCACAGCACUGUUACGUGCAGACAAUUUCAGCAGUGCCAGCGUGGCAGACAGAACCAAAAUAAUAAGACAUUUGCUUCUUCAGCCACAUAUUGCAAAUCCCAAAUUAGACAAAGGCGCUUCGCUGUAAGUGGUUGAAUUCUCACUUGUCAGAGCGGUGUGCAUCAUAUGUGAUCAGACUCUUCAUUUCACCCGUCUGAUUGCAUCCUUAUUCAAGGGACGAUCAGGCAUUUUAGCUAGCUGUUUGAGUUGGCACGAUUCAUCAGUGUUCACGUUUGGCUAGGUCUUUCUUGGGCUGUAGACUAAAGCAGAUCAAGAAUAUCUAAAUGCAGUGAGUGUGAAAGUGAACGCUAUGCACUCUAUCGCUGUCUGGCUUCAAUGGGCAGAGCUGGAGGGACUUAGACUAUAUACGUUGGACAACAUGGAACAAUUUUUAUUUGUAUUAUAUUUUAGGUCAUCAGAUUCCAGUGGUUUGAAGGCCACACCUGCUGACAUUGUCCCCCUGGCAUUUUCUUGAUCAGCUAAUGUUAUUGAUUUGCCAGAGUCCACACACCUUCUUACCAAGGUCUCUAUCGGUCUCUGAUCAAACGGCAAGAUCAAGGAUCAAAACCCAGCUUACACCACGGCCCCCAAUGACCAAAAUCCAGUUUACACCACGGCCCCCCAGGACCAGACCCAGCUUACACCAAGGCCCCCCAGGACCCAGCUUACACCACGGCCCCCCAGGACCCAGCUUACACCACGGCCCCCCAGGACCCAGCUUACACCACGGCCCCCCAGGACCCAGCUUACACCACGGCCCCCCAGGACCAGACCCAGCUUACACCACGGCCCCCCAGGACCAGACUCAGCUUACACCACGGCCCCCCAGGACCAGAGUUUUGCUGCUCUAAACACAUUAGGCCAUAGCGAGGUGAGCGUAGUGUCUCCCUCUUUUCUACUCCACUCCGCAAAAACUGUUAAUCCUCCCAUUUUGGCCGCUGACUUGCCGUGCGUCCUUCAACAAGAAAUGGAAUUAAACACACACAUGGAAGUCUAGAGGGGAUGAGUGGGAUGAUAAGAGCCCGGAGGGUGGCACACAAUUCCAGGGAGACUCUUUUCAAUUUACUGCCAGGAGCCUCAAUGACAUAAGUCCUAGUGUGCUUGACUGUUGAUGGUAAUCGUACCACCUGUGCACCUACUGCCAUCUAGCGACUGUUACUGGGAGACAACUCUUGGGGAAAGAAACUUAAGAAAAUAUAAAAUAUUUGCCCCUGAAAAUAUGUAUUUAUUCAGAGCUUGUUAAUCUUAGGAUUCUAUGUAUGAAACAUCUCUUCAACAUGCCCUUGCUCAGACACAUCUCAUUUUUAUUUAAUCAUUUAUUAAUCUAUUGGAUUACUUUCUUGUUUGAGGUAUACUAUAAUAAAACAAAAAAUACAUCUCAUAAAUCAGUGUAAAAGUAUCCUUCCUGUAUUAUAGCCUUCUAUGAAUAUAUUAUCUGGGUCUUCAUGCAAGUUCAGGUAUGCCUCGUGGUUGUGCAGUGUUUGUAGCGUCACUGAUCUCGUAAGUGGAUUGACUUUCACUGCUGCCUCAUUUACCCCCUGUGAGCCUAAGAUGUUUUAGGGGCUUCAGCUCAGUCUCUCUAAACAGAGGAGAAAGACCGGGGCAGAGCUCAGUUCAUUUCUGUGAAGCACUCAAUGAUAAUGUAAUUUGUUUUUGUAUGACCUUGUAUUUAUUAUCCAUUCACAUGGGCAAAUGGUGUGAGUAGGCCACGGGUAUCCUCAUAGCGUGAAUGUGUCCUUGGCUCCUAGUCUUUUUUACACCCAAAAUAAAAUCAGUAAAAUGUUGCUUUUUUUUAAAGCUAAUUUACUGCAAUUCUACACAUUAUACAAUGGCUUAUGCCAUAUUAUUAUCCUAUCUGAGUGACACAAACAUAACAAACUCAUUGGGGCCUCAUGCCGUGACAUUUUUGGAAUUUUAGGAUCUCCCUGACUGUCUAGUUUUUAUUUUGAUCAUUGUUAGUUCUCAAAGAUUAUCUUAUUAAAAAAUGUAUUGCUCCAUUAUCUUUUCUACAUACUUCAUAUCUGGUUUUAGUAGUUGUUUACACAAAAUGUUUUAUCAUUCCUAAAAUUAUCAUAAUUUUUUUUAAAUGUAUAUAUUUUUUGUAGUGGCGGCAAUGCUGGUUGUCGGUCUUGUCCUACAGGAAAGUAUCUUCUCUCUAUAGUUUAAAUACUGUUGUGUGUCUUGUCCUAUAGGAAAGUACCUGCUGCCCUAUGUGUCGCCCCAGCAGGCAUGGCAGACCCCCUCAGAGACCUCCAACCUGGUGCGGAUGUGCUCCACCACCCUGGGGAAGUCCGCCCCCUCACUUACCUCUAGUCUGGUGAGUACUUAUGGGUCAUGACCUCCCAUGAUUCCACUUCCACAACUCUGUCCCCCCAUGCUUUGAUGUUGAGACCAGGAUAUUGUUAAUCAGAUAUUUGAUUGCCGUAUUUAUCAGAAGUUUUUGGCAUACAAGCCAUUCAGCAUUUCAGUACAAUGAAUACACAUCAACUGAACGUCAAUCAGUCAAAAUGGCAAACAAAAUGUAAUGUAAUCUCAAAGUAUAGUAGUAGUGAUUCAUAUUUUGUCAGAGCCUUAUUAGUAUUAAGAGCGUCUGCAAAAUAAUGUAAAUGUAUUCAGGCCCUUAAUGUUCCACAAUCAAUGCCCAAUUAAAGAUGAUUACAGAAAAAUAGAAAAUCAAGGUGAUUCUGUGAAGUGGUUUUAAAGGAGAUCUGUCUGCGGUCUUGUUUGUAGCAGAGAUGGACUAAUCCCUCAGUCUGAAAUAACCUCAGUCAUCAGUGACUUGUCUCACUUCGACCUUGAGCGUCAAAGAGCCUUUAAGUCAGACAUCACCUAUCUCUCCUGUGUCCUUUCAGAUAACAAAAGCGAUAGCCAGCCCGGUUUUACUUUUAAUGGGAAAUGAUGUCAUUCCCGUCCCAUUUCAAAUGAGUGAGAAGUCAUUGGAAGUUGAAGCUAAGCCAAUUCUGUCCAGCUGUGAGUCACUCAGUCCAGUCCAGGGGUUUUAUCUGUUUUAUGUUUUCACCUGGACAACAUAUACAAAAGGUAUACUGUCUCUACAUUGCUUUACAACCCAGGUGCAUAAACAAGGGAGAAAACCAGACAUUUGAAAUACAGUUUUCAGUAACUCUUGGAAUACAAUGGAAGUUGGGCUGAAAAAUACUUACACUAUUUAUUAAAACCAUGUGUUUCAGAAUACAUCUUUCAUUAGUGUUUUCCCAAAUCAUGUAAUGUCAUCAGAUUUGCUUUCAUCUGGAUGUGGAGAUUCAAAGAAGGCUUGUUUGAGUGAAUCCUAGCUUAUGUGUUGAUAUUUCUGUAAACCAAACAACUUAUAGCAUUAUAGACAGCAGUUGGGAUCAGAGCAAAUAUUGAAUACGCUGAAUUUUUCUCUACACUUGGGGGCGCCAGUGUGCCGUUGGGAGUUUGCAAACAGACUAGCAUUGUUUGAAGUGCAUGCAUAUCAGAGCCUUGAUGAACAUAUGGGUCUUUGUGAAUGAGAUUCAAUGUGCUUCUUCAAUAUACAGUGUUAUGUGGACACAUGAAAUGUAUAUUAAUUGAAAGCGUAUUUAUACAGUAUUUGAGUAUUUGACACAGGGAUUUAUAAACAUCCUUUACACAUGCCUGAUCUUGGCUUUUCCCAAACACAAUCUAUCUAAUAAUCAAUGACAACAUUUAAGAUUUUGAGUAAAAGUUCAACAGGACUUUACCCAAAGACAUUGAACCCGUAAGAACCCAACGACAUAGAACCCACUAAAGAUCUCAUGGCACUUAUUGUAAGAGUAGGGGUGUUAACCCUGGUGUCCUGGCUAAAUUCCCAAUCUUGCCCUCAUACCAUCAUGGCCACGUAAUCACCCCUAGCUUCCAAUUGGCUCAUUCUUCCCCUCUCUUCUCCGCUGUAACUCUUCCCCAGGUCGUUACUGUGAAAGAUAAUAUUUUCUCAGUCAACUUACCUGGUAAAAUAAUUGUCAAUAAAAAUACAACAGUAGGGUCUGAUUGUUUGGUCCUCAUAAUAGUGUUUCCCAAUCCUGGUUUCUGGGGACCCAACAGCUUAAUCAUCAGUCGAUCAGUUGAAUCAGGUGGGUUAGUGCUGGUUUGGUAAACUGUCAUAAUAUCAGGUCCCCAUCACAUCAUAAUAUCAGGUCCCCAUCAUAUCUGGUCCUCAUCAUAAUAUCAGGUCCCCAUCAUAUCUGGUCCCCAUCAUAUCAUAAUAUCAGGUCCCCAUCAUAUCAUAAUAUCAGUUUCCCAUUAAUAUCAGGUCCCCAUCAUAUCAUAAUAUCAGUUUCCCAUUAAUAUCAGGUCCCCAUCAUAUCAUAAUAUCAGGUCCCCAUAAUAUCGGGUCCCCAUAAUAUCUGGUCCCCAAUGCUUCUGGUCUCCAGAAAGCCUCCAUAAGGUCAUGCCCCCUCCCCAGAGGUGAGUGUGGAGUGGUGGGUGAAGAGCCUCCCUGGAGACUGCCACGUCUUAUUAGAUUCUCCUCAGACCCUGUAAACAGGAGCCCAGACCCCAUGUAGCAAGGGCUGAUUGAAAUUAAUGAUUGCAGAGGCCAGGGUCAAUGCAGCACAAACACAAUGUCAUUACACUGGGCUGAGAUAGGAGCCGCAUUCUCAUCUAUUGUUUCUCAUGGGUGGCUCAUUUUUUUGUGGGUUUGUGUGUGUUCUGAGAGUAUUUGUGAGUGUGUGCAUGUUUACAUGGGCAUCUUUGUAUGUGUGUGUGAGUAUUUGUGUGCAUGUUGUGGGUUGAAUAUCUGCUAGUGUUAGUAGGUAUGUGUUUGUAUGACUGUGUGUCGGAGUACCUGUGUGUUGUCUGAUUUGUGUGUAGCUUGGUGUAUCAGUUCACGGCACGACGGAUGGUAAUGCUUAUCCUUAUGCCUCAGUGUCUCCCUAGCCCCCCUGAAGAAAUGAAAUGCUGCUCGCCACUGCUUACACAGUCUGGUGUGGACGUGUCGAAACGCUGAUGCAUGGCCACAUCCUAAUAGCAUCUUUUAGAGUGGAUAGUACUGAAUUAAAUUCUCAGGGGAACGCCAUCUCUAGAGUCGUGGUAAUAUUUGGUCAGGAAACUGGGUGCAGAAUAAAUGCUGGUGAUUCAUAUUUGACCUUGAGAAAACCGUCUCUGUAUACAGUACUGUUGGUAGGUUGCCAGGGACAGUUGCUUUGUUUUUUUGUUUGUCAGGGACCGUGCUCAACUUGUUGCACCAGAGAUGGAUCUCUAUGGGACCAGAUGAUUGUGGAUCAUUGCUACAGAAUUCCAGAUCACAAUGUUUGAAAAGUAGGACAUUUUAUUAACCAGGUUGUUAUUGGGAAAUAAAAAGUGUGCUCAAUGAUUUACCUGGAUCAUAAGAGAGAGAUUAGAAUAUACAUUCCGAGGUGGCAGGCAUCCUGAGUUUUGGGGACUUGAAUGACAGUUUAAAAAUUAAUCCAUCUCAUUUGAAAAGCUGGCUUUGUUCCAUAAAAUUAAACAUUUCACUGCAGCAUCAGGCUGUUUAGCCCCAGGGACCAUUUUGUUACACAAUGUUUAUUUAUGAAAAAACACAUCACCCUUCUCAUAAUCCUCUUCUGUUCUAUUGGCAGAGCCUGUCAGGGCUGCCCUUGUCAGAACUGUAUGUAUAUGUAUCCAAUAUCUAUCUCUAUAGAAGGCUUUGGCCCAUUGAUCUCAUGCUGAAAUAUAAAUAUUCUUAGGAGAAUACAAAUGAUCAGAAUCAUUCAAAUGAUUAAUUCAUUACGGCAGGGUUCUCAAAAGGGUAAUUGGAGUUCAAAGCAGGGCGAACAAAACCGGAAAAUAACAGACAUUUUCGAGGAACAGAAUCAAAACCAUGAAUGAAAGUGAUCUAUACUGUCCCGGAACAGAACGGUUAUUUUAAAAGCAUGGGAACCAGUUAAUAACGUUAUUUUACAUUCCGGGCAUUUUUUUCUUAUUCCGUCCUACCCUCUGAAUGGCGUGCAACUCAAUAUUAGGACAGUGUUCUUAAUGUUUUGUACACUCAGUGUGUGUGUGUAUGUAUGUGUAUAUGUGUCUCCCGAGUGGCGCAGUGGUCACUGCAUUGCAGUGCUAGCUGUGCCACUAGAGAUCCUGGUUCGAAUCCUUAGACGGCCGCGACCGGGAGACCCAUGGGGCGGCGCACAAUCGGCCCAGCGUCGUCCAGGGUAGGGGAGGGUAUGGCCUGCAGGGAUGUAGCUCAGUUGGUAGAGCAUGGCGUUUGCAACACCAGGGUUGUGGGUUCGAUUCCCACGGGGGGCCAGUAUAAAAAAAAAAAGAAUAAUGUAUGCACUCACUCAACUGUAAGUCGCUCUGGAUAAGAGCGUCUGCUAAAUGACUAAAAUGUGUGUGUAUAUAUAUAUAUAUAUAUAUAUAUAUAUAUAUAUAUAUAUAUAUAUAUAUAUAUAUAUAUAUAUAUAUAUAUAUAUAUAUAUAUAUAUAUAUAUAUAUACACACACACACAGUGGGGAGAACAAGUAUUUGAAACACUGCCGAUUUUGCAGGUUUUCCUACUUACAAAGCAUGUAGAGGUCUGUAAUUUUAAUCAUAGGUACACUUCAACUGUGAGACGGAAUCUAUAACAAAAAUCCAGAAAAUCACAUUGUAUGAUUUUUAAGUAAUUAAUUUCCAUUUUAUUGCAUGACAUAUGUAUUUGAUACAUCAGAAAAGUAGAACUUAAUAUUUGGUACAGAAACCUUUGUUUGCAAUUACAGAGAUCAUAAGUUUCCUGUAGGUCUUGACCAGGUUUGCACACACUGCAGCAGGGAUUUUGGCCCACUCCUCCAUACAGACCUUCUCCAGAUCCUUCAGGUUUCGGGGCUGUCGCUGGGCAAUACGGACUUUCAACUCCCUCCAAAUAUUUUAUAUUGGGUUCAGGCCUGGAGACUGGCUAGGCCACUCCAGGACCUUGAGAUGCUUCUUACGGAGCCUCUCCUUAGUUGCCCUGGCUGUGUGUUUCGGGUCGUUGUCAUGCUGGAAGACCCAGCCACGACCCAUCUUCAAUGCUCUUACUGAGGGAAGGAGGUUGUUGGCCAAGAUCUCGCGAUACAUGGCCCCAUCCAUCCUCCCCUCAAUACGGUGCAGUCGUCCUGUCCCCUUUGCAGAAAAGCAUCCCCAAAGAAUGAUGUUUCCACCUCCAUGCUUCACAGUUGGGAUGGUGUUCUUGGGGUUGUACUCAUCCUUCUUCUUCCUCCAAACACGGCGAGUGGAGUUUAGACCAAAAAGCUAUAUUUUUGUCUCAUCAGACCCAUUACCUUCUCCCAUUCCUCCUCUGGAUCAUCCAGAUGGUCAUUGGCAAACUUCAGACGGGCCUGGACAUGCGCUGGCUUGAGCAGGGGGACCUUGCGUGCGCUGCAGGAUUUUAAUCCAUGACGGCGUAGUGUGUUACUAAUGGUUUUCUUUGAGACUGUGCUCCCAGCUCUCUUCAGGUCAUUGACCAGGUCCUGCUGUGUAGUUCUGGGCUGAUCUCUCACCUUCCUCAUGAUCAUUGAUGCCCCACGAGGUGAGAUCUUGCAUGGAGCCCCAGACCGAGGGUGAUUGACCGUCAUCUUGAACUUCUUCCAUUUUCUAAUAAUUGCGCCAACAGUUGUUGCCUUCUCACCAAGCUGCUUGCCUAUUGUCCUGUAGCCCAUCCCAGUCUCAAUUUUAUCCCUGAUGUCCUUACACAGUUCUCUGGUCUUGGCCAUUGUGGAGAGGUUGGAGUUUGAUUGAGUGUGUGGACAGGUGUCUUUUAUACAGGUAACGAGUUCAAACAGGUGCAGUUAAUACAGGUAAUGAGUGGAGAACAGGAGGGCUUCUUAAAGAAAAACUAACAGGUCUGUGAGAGCCGGAAUUCUUACUGGUUGGUAGGUGAUCAAAUACUUAUGUCAUGCAAUAAUAUGCAAAUUAAUUACUUAAAAAUCAUACAAUGUGAUUUUCUUAGAUUCCAUCUCUCACAGUUGAAGUGUACCUAUGAUAAAAAUUACAGACCUCUACAUGCUUUGUAAGUAGGAAAACCUGCAAAAUCGGCAGUGUAUCAAAUACUUGUUCUCCCCACUGUAUGUAUGUAUGUGUGUAUGUAUAUAUAUAUAUAUAUAUAUAUAUAUAUAUACUGCUCAAAAAAAUAAAGGGAACACUAAAAUAACACAUCCUAGAUCUGAAUGAAUGAAAUCAUCUUAUUAAGUACUUUUUUCUUUACAUAGUUGAAUGUGCUGACAACAAAAUCACACAAAAAAUAUCAAUGGAAAUCAAAUGUAUCAACCCAUGGAGGUCUGGAUUUGGAGUCACCCUCAAAAUUAAAGUGGAAAACCACACUACAGGCUGAUCCAACUUUGAUUUAAUGUCCUUAAAACAAGUCAAAAUGAGGCUCAGUAGUGUGUGUGGCCUCCACGUGCCUGUAUGACCUCCCUACAACGCCUGGGCAUGCUCCUGAUUUACAUUUUACAUUUUAGUCAUUUAGCAGACACUCUUAUCCAGAGCGACUUACAGUUAGUGAAUACAUAUAUAUAUUUUUUAUGUUAUUUUUAUUUUUAUUUUUUAUACUGGCCCCCCGUGGGAAUCAAACCCACAACCCUGGCGUUGCAAACGCCAUGCUCUAUCAACUGAGCUACAUCCCUGCCGGGCCAUUCCCUCCCCUACCCUGGACGACGCUGGGCCAAUUGUGCGCCGCCCAUGAGUCUCCCGGUCGCGGCCGGCUGCGACAGAGCCUGGAUUCGAACCAGGAUCUCUAGUGGCACAGUUAGCACUGUGAUGCAGUGCCUUAGACCACUGCGCCACUCAGGAGGACAUGAGGACUGAUGAGGUGGCGGAUGGUCUCCUGAGGGAUCUCCUCCCAGACCUGGACUAAAGCAUCCGCUAACUCCUGGACAGUCUGUGGUGCAACGUUGCGUUGGUGGAUGGAGCGAGACAUGAUGUGCUCAAUUGGAUUCAGGUUUGGGGAACGGGCGGGCCAGUCCAUAGCAUCAAUGCCUUCCUCUUGCAGGAACUGCUGACACACUCCAGCCACAUGAGGUCUAGCAUUGUCUUGCAUUAGGAGGAACCCAGGGCCAACCGCACCAGUAUAUGGUCUCACAAGGGGUCUGAGGAUCUCAUCUCGGUACCUAAUGGCUGUCAGGCUACCUCUGGCGAGCACAUGGAGGGCUGUGCGGCCCCCCAAAGAAAUACCACCCACACCAUGACUGACCCACCGUCAAACCGGUCAUGCUCGAGGAUGUUGCAGGCAGCAGAACGUUCUCCACGGCAUCUCCAGACUCUGUCACGUCUGUCACGUGUGCUCAGUGUGAACCUGCUUUCAUCUGUGAAGAGCACAGGGCGCCAGUGACGAAUUUGCCAAUCUUGGUGUUCUCUGACAAAUGCCAAACGUCCUGCACGGUGUUGUGCUGUAAGCACAACCCCCACCUGUGGACGUCGGGCCCUCAUACCACCCUCAUGGAGUCUGUUUCUGACCGUUUGAGCAGACACAUGCACAUUUGUGGCCUGCUGGAGGUCAUUUUGCAGGGCUCUGGCAGUGCUCCUCCUGCUCCUCCUUGCACAAAGGCGGAGGUAGCGGUCCUGAUGCUGGGUUGUUGCCCUCCUACGGCCUCCUCCACGUCUCCUGAUGUACUGGCCUGUCUCCUGGUAGCGACUCCAUGCUCUGGACACUACGCUGACAGACACAGCAAACCUUCUUGCCACAGCUCGCAUUGAUGUGCCAUCCUGGAUGAGCUGCACUACCUGAGCCACUUGUGUGGGUUGUAGACUCCGUCUCAUGCUACCACCAGAGUGAAAGCACCGCCAGCAUUCAAAAGUAACCAAAACAUCAGCCAGGAAGCAUAGGAACUGAGAAGUGGUCUGUGGUCACCACCUGCAAAACCAGUCCUUUAUUGGGGUGUCUUGCUAAUUGCCUAUACUUUCCACCUGUUGUCUAUUCCAUUUGCACAACAGCAUGUGAAAUUUGUCAAUCAGUGUUGCUUCCUAAGUGGACAGUUUGAUUUCACAGAAGUGUGAUUGACUUGGAGUUACAUUGUGUUGUUUAAGUGUUCCCUUUAUUUUUUUGAGCAGUGUGUGUGUGUGUAUAUGUAUAUAUAUAUAUAUAUAUAUAUAUAUAUAUAUAUAUAUAUAUAUAUAUAUAUAUAUAUAUAUAUAUAUAUAUAUAUAUAUAUAUAUAUAUAUAUAUAGUACCAGUCAAAAGUUUUGACACCUACUCAUUCAAGCAUUUUUCUUUAUUUUUACUAUACUAUUUACACAUAUGGAAUCAUGUAGUAACCAAAAAAGUGUUAAACAAAUCAAAAUAUAUUUUAUAUUUGCAUUCUAAACGGUUAAGAUUUUUUUUUUGCUGGUCGGAACAGUAUGGAACGAAAAAAUAUAAUGGUUCUGUUCAGAACAAAACGAUUGAAAAAUUAUUUCGGUUCCAACCCCUGGUUCGAAGUUCUAACAUGAGAAGUUCAGCAAGGCGUCUCUUAUGAACACUUCCUAUCAUUCCAAAGUCUCCUCGCUCACUCACUCACUCUUUCAUUCACUCACUCACUCAGAUGGCCUUUGGAUAUCUUUGGUCACAUCGAGCCAAGAACUCAUUAAAGCUUGAUGCUCUUAAUUACGCCAAUUAGCGACAGCAUUAUAGAACUUCCCCAGAGUUUCUCUGUAUUUCCUUUUUAUUCCCAAGAAACACAACAUUGGCCUUGUUGUUCGGGAAUGGAAGGCAGCCAACACUCUGACAGUGCUGUACCAAUGGUAGCAUGUUGGUGUUUGAGACAAUAAAACGUGAGCAGAUUGAGAUAUGCUCUUGCCUUAACUGAUCAGUGUUUGAGGAGGAGGUUGUUUUGUCCUGCCUUUUGCUUCAGUUUGGGAGAUUAUUGAAAUGUGUGAUAAUGAUGCUGUGUCCUCAAGCUCUUGUCUAUGUUUGUUUUCAAGCACCUGUUUCCCAGUGGAUCCUGGUUGUUAUUCCUUCAAAGGCAGAUUUCCUAUCAGGAGCAGGAUUUUUGCAUCAGCUCUGUAAAAUGUUCCCUGACCUUACCUUGAAGUAUGGUAAUUAAUGAACUCAAUAAUUUAUACAUUAUAUCCGCAGUGGUUCCUUGGUAUUCACUAGUUGAAUAUUCACUGGUACGGUGGUAUUAACUCUCAAUAUAUCAUCUUCCUUCCUGACUGUCUGUCACGUUCAUGGAGCCACACUAGACAUAUGUCCCCCUACGCUCAGUCUGGCCCAUCCUCAUUACCUUACACUCCCCAGUGCCAGCGCUACCACGAUCUCCCUCUAUCAACCAUGCCUUGUCCCCCCCCCCCCGCUUCGCAGGUCUGCUGUUAUUGCUUUCUCUCUUUUCUCCUCCUUCAUGCUUUUCUAUCAUGCCCCCCGGGUGUGAAGGUCUCCUUCCCUUUUCGCAUGGCACAUCCCUGUUGACCAUGAUUAGGUUUGACAGGAAAUCAAUAGGUUUCUCCUGGCCUGAAAUGGAGAUAAGAUUGUCAUAAUCCUGAUGUUGUGGCUGUGUAUACUCGAAUUCUCCUUCAUUAUUGUAGUCAGUGAUGUCCUUUGGGGAUAGCGUUUCUCUUGUUUCUCCUGCAUUGGGUCUGCAGAGGUGAUGUCAGAGCUGAGAUUAGUUAUAUUGGACACAGAGUCCAAGGUGUGCUUUGUUUACAGCAGGGAUCAUCAACUAGAUUCAGCCAUGGGACAAUUUUUUUUUUCUUGAGUGGAUGGUCAGGGGACUCAAACGUAAAUACAAAUAUUUUGUAGACUCCCCAAACAACAGAUAUAUUUGACUAAAACAUCAUUUCAAACCUUGCUUACAUUUGUAUACGAUCACAUAUACAGUAUCUCUCUAUGCGUGGGGAUACUUUGGAACAGAUUUCCAAAAUUGAAAUCACUUAGUGCUGAUUUGCUGGUGUUUUUCCAGUCUUAUGUCCAACGUUGUUGCUCAGAAAACGUUGAGGGCCAAAUAAAAUCACCCGCGGGCCAAAUUCGUCCCGCAAUGCCGCCAGUUUGGGAACCCUGGUUUACAGUAUUUGUGUAUGUGAUUGCUUUUAUACUGGAUCCCACUUCUGACACCAACUGUACUUACUUUUAGCCAGAAAGCGAGGACUAAUGCCAAUGUGAAGAAGCAAAGGACUAGCAUGUUUUUAUUAUUCCAUUAUUUUUGUAAGUUAACAUAAGCACUGUAUGCACCUGUAUGCUUGUAUUCAAGUUGAACACAGCUACUGAAUGUUUUUGAAAUGAAUGCUUGUAUAUAUACAAACCCUAGCAUGUCAUUUCAGUCCCAUUCUCAAGAUCACCUUCCAAGGUCGUAUCAAGCCAAUGACCUCACAUGUCCAGUAAUCUUAGAUACAGUACAUUACAAUUAUGUGACAUGUUACUGUGUGUACAUUCGUGGUCAAAAGUUUUGAGAAUGACACAAAUACUAAUUUUCACAAAGUCUGCUGCCUCAGUUUUGAUGAUGGCAAUUUGCAUAUACUCCAGAAUGUCAUGACGAGUGAUCAGAUGAAUUGCAAAGUCCCUCUUUGCCAUGAAAAUGAACUUAAUCCCCAAAAAAACUUUUCCAAUGCAUUUCAGCCCUGCCACAAAAGGACCAGAUGCCAUCAUGUCAGUGAUUCUCUUGUUAACACAGGUGAGAGUGUUGACGAGGACAAGGCUGGAGAUCACUCUGUCAUGCUGAUUGAGUUAGAAUAACAGACUGGAAGCUUUAAAAGGAGGGUGGUGCUUGAAAUCAUUGUUCUUCCUCUGUUAACCAUGGUUACCUGCAAGGAAACACGUGCCGUCAUCAUUGCUUUGCACAAAAAGGGCUUCACAGGCAAGGAUAUUGCUGCUAGUAAGAUUGCACCUAAAUCAACCAUUUAUCGGAUCAUCAAGAACUUAAAGGAGAGAGGUUCAAUUGUUGUGAAGAAGGCGUCAGUGCGCCCAAGAAAGUCCAGCAAGCGCCAGGACCGUCUCCUAAAGUUGAUUCAGCUGCGGGAUCGGGGCACCACCAGUGCAGAGCUUGCUCGGGAAUGGCAGCAGACAGGUGCGAGUGCAUCUGCACGCACAGUGAGGCGAAGACAUUUGGAGGAUGGCCUGGUGUCAAGAAGGGCAGCAAAGAAGCCACUUCUCUCCAGGAAAAACAUCAGGGACAGACUGAUAUUCUGCAAAAGGUACAGGGAUGGGACUGCUGAGGACUGGGGUAAAGUCAUUUUCUCUGAAUCCCCUUUCCGAUUAUUUGGGGCAUCCGGAAAACACCUUGUCCGGAGAAGACAAGGUGAGCGCUACGAUUAGUCCUGUGUCAUGCCAACAGUAAAGCAUCCUGAGACCAUUCAUGUGUGGGGUUAAUUCUCAGCCAAGGGAGUGGGCUCACUCACAAUUUUGCCUAAGAACACAGCCAUGAAUAAAGAAUUGUACCAACACAUCCUCCGAGAGCAACUUCUCCCAACCAUCCAAGAACAGUUUGGUGACGACCAAUGCCUUUUCCAGCAUGAUGGAGCACCUUGCCAUAAGGCAAAAGUGAUAACUAAGUGGCUCGGUGAACAAAACAUCGAAAUUCUGGGUCCAUGGCCAGGAAACUCCCCAGACCUUAAUCCCAUUGAGAACUUGUGGUCGAUCCACAAGAGGCAGGUGGACAAACAAAAACCCACAAAUUCUGACAAACUCCAAGCAUUGAUUAUGCAAGAAUGGGCUGCCAUCAGUCAGGAUGUGGCCCAGAAGUUAAUUGACAGCAUGCCAGGGCAGAUUGCAGAGGUCUUGAAAAAGAUGGGUCAACACUGCAAAUAUUGACUCUGCAUAAACUUAAUGUAAUUGUCAAUAAAAGCCUUUGACACUUAUGGAAUGCUUGUAAUUAUACUUCAGUAUACCAUAGUAACAUCUGACAAAAAUAUAACACUGAAGCAGCGAACUUUGUGAAGACCAAUACUUGUCAUUCCCAAAACCUUUCACCACGGCUGUACACACAUGCACAGAGGCAGGAUGUAAAUAAAAACUGUCACUUUCGAUGAAGUGGCUGCUGUUGAGAGGUCAGACCCCUGUCAAACCAAUCUGCUGGGCAUAAUACAGUGCAUUUGGAAAGUAUUCAGACCCCUUGACUUUUUCCACAUUUUGUUAAGUUACAGCCUUAUUCUAAAAUGGAUUUAAAUUGUUUUUUUCCCUAAUCAAUUUACACACAAUACCCCAUAAUGACAAAGCAAAAUAGGUUUUUAGAAUAGUUUGCUAAUUUAUUAAGAACAAAACAAAAACACAUAAGUAUUCAGACUCUUUACUCAGUACUUGGUUGAAGCACCUUUGGCAGCAAUUACAGCCGCGAGUCUUUUUGAGUAUGACGCUACAAGCUUGGCACACCUGUAUUUGAAGAGUUUCUCCCAUUCUUCUCUGCAGAUCCUCUCAAGCUCUGUCAGGUUGGAUGGGGAGCGUCGCUGCACAGCUAUUUUCAGGUCUCUCCAGAGAUGUUUGAUCGGGUUCUAGUCCGGGCUCUGGCUGGGCCACUGAAGGACAUUCAGAGACUUGUCCCGAAGCCACUCACUCCUGGGUUGUCCUGGUUGUGUGCUUAGGGUCGUUGUCCUGUUGGAAGGUGAACCUUCACCCCUGUCUGAGGUGCUGAGCGCUCUGGGCAGGUUUUCAUCAAGGAUCUCUCUGUACUUUUCUCCGUUCAUCUUUCCCUCGAUCUUGACUAGUCUCCCAGUCCCUGCAGCUGAAAAACAUCCCCACAGCAUGAUACUACAAUGCUUCACCGUAGGGAUGGUGCCAGGUUUCCUCCAGAUGUGACGCUUGGCAUUCAGGCCCAAAGAGUUCAAUCUUGGUUUCAUCAGAACAGAGAAUCUUGUUUCUCAUGGUCUGAGAGUCCUUUAGGUGCCUUUUGGCAAACUCCAAGCGGGCUGUCAUGUGUCUUUUACUGAUGAGUGGCUUCCUUCUGGCCACUACCAUACAGGCCUGAUUGGUGGAGUACUGCAGAGAUGGUUGUCCUUCUGAAAGGUUCUCCCAUCUCCACAGAGGAACUCUGGAGCUCUGUCAGUGACCAUCGGGUUCUUGGUCACCUCCCUGACUAAGGACUUUCUCUCCCAAUUUCUCAGUUUGGCCGGGCCGCCAGAUCUAGGAAGAGUAUUGGUGGUUCCAAACUCUUCCAUUUAAGAAUGAUGGAGGCCACUGUGUUCUUGGGGACCUUCAAUGCUGCAGACAUUUUUUGGUACCCUUGCCCAGAUCUGUGCCUCGACACAAUCCUGUCUCGGAGCUCUACGGACAAUUCCCUCGACCUCAUGGCUUGGUUUUUGCUCUGACGUGCACUGUCAACUGUGGGACCUUAUAUAGACAGGUGUGUGCCUUUCCAAAUCAUGUCCAAUCAAUUGAAUUUACCACAGGUGGACUCCAAUCAAGUUGUAAGCACAUCUCAAGGAUGAUCAAUGGAAACAGGAUCACCUGAGCUCAAUUUUGAUUCUCAUAGCAAAGGGUCUGAAUACUUAUGUAAAUAAGGUAUUUUUGUUUAUUUGUAAUACAUUUGCAAUUCUAAACCUGUUUUCGCUUUGUCAUUAUGGGCUAUUGUGUGUAGAUUGUUGAGGAAAACCAUUUCAGAAUAAGGCUGUAACUUAACAAUGUGGAAAAAGUCAAGGGAUUUGAAUACUUUCCGAAUGCACUGAUUCUCUGUUUAGGGAUUCUAAUAUAAUAUUAAGCCAAAAUGUGACACUGUGUAUCCAUUCGUGAAAGAACACAGUCUGUACGUGACUCCUGUAGUAAUCCCUGGCAGAAUCAUAUGUGCAUAUACAUUUAUCAAAGAUAUAGUUCUAUAACACAAUGUACUGAAACCCACUUCUAACACCAAUCUACAUACUUUUAUACAGAAAGCGUAAUACAGAAAAAAAAAAAAAAAAAAAGGUUGUCGGAUUUAUUGCAACCUUGAGUUGCUUUGUGUGAAUGUUCGUGCACCACAUUGUUAAAAUGAGUAGUAACAUGUUUAUUGUGCUAACGCCUUGGCCUUUCAAUGCUCUUGAGGAAGGUCAACAAUAAAAAAACUUUUCCAAGCGCAGUGUGUGGGAGUUUCAUUUCAUUUUAACAAUUGUUGAACAUCUCAGACGCACCUGCAAUGCAACCUCUACUGAAGAUGUGUGCGAGUGCAUUUCACUUUCUUGCACCACAUUGCAUCUUUCAUAUUGGACUCCACUGUGAGGGAUUGGUUCUUUUAAGGUGAUCAAGUCUGCUUUUCUUUCCCACUGAGGGAUUGACUGUAUAGGGUUAUAAGGUCAGAUAUGCUCUCACUCCAAAGGACUGGCCAAUAUAAUGUCAGACUUAGCUUUCACUGUAAAGGGUCUGUAUUAGUCAUUCUUUCCCCUCUUCCCCUCUCUUUCUCCCCCCUCUCUCUUUAUCUUUCUCUCUCUCUCCAUCUCUGUCUCAAUCUCCCUCUUUCUCCCCCUCCACAUGCCAUGGCCCUCCUCCUCCUGCCUUAGAUCGGCAGGCGUCCUCUCGCUCCGAUAAGCCCAGGCAGGGCAGAGGAGUAGCAGGGGCCUUGGGUCACUCAAUCAGCUCUAACUGCAGGCUCUCAGGGCUAACUCCCACCAAAACCCCUCUCUCUUCUCCUCUCACUGCUCCACACUCCUACGUCCUAUCCUCCUUGCCGCUCGCUGCAGGAAACGGCCUUAGCUGCCCACCUGCCGGGAGGAAAUGAGACACACAAACCCCCUGGGACUUCCUUUAGAGGCCAGCCUGCGGCCAAGGGCCCCUUCCGCCCAGAGCCAGACCCAGUGGGCUUGCAAGGCUUGCCAGACCCAGUGGGCUUGCAAGGCUUGUCCUACCAACAAUGCUUGUCCUAUAAGAGGUUGUUGAAAACCGGAUACCAGUAAAGGUUGAGUCGGCUACAUUAAAUGGGUUUCCUGAGUCCAUUGCCGGGAAGUGAGUUGUCGCUGCUGCUGUAGCCUUUUGUCAAUUUAAGUCAUUUCCAGACAAUUGCAUUUGAAUCUCUUGCAUGAGCUCAGGGUAUUGUUGUGGAGAUUGUUCCUUGAAUGCUACAUGUUUGCAUGGCCGUAGAGCCUACAGUAUUUGCUUUCACUUUGCACUGCGGGGAGCGUCCCUCGCAUUGAAUAAGACUAAUGACCGUUCAGAUAGGUUUUUCCCAGCUCCUCAUUCUGACUUUUAAAUGGAAUUUCCUUAGUUGUCCCCUCUAAGCAGCGGCAGACUGGGAGCAGUGAAUUGGAACUAGUCACUCGGAUAUAACGCAAUGUUUUAAUUCCCACAGGUAAUCUGUGGGGCAUUGUUCAGAGCCAGAAAGUUGAUGGCGCUAAUCCACCUUCUAUUGAGGUUUGAAAGGUUUAAGAAUUAAUAUAAAAAACAGGCCCUAUUACUUUAGCACUGGCUGCCCUCUGUUCUCUUGUUCCCCUUAUCAGGGCCAACACAAAUUACUGGCCAUCCAGCUGCAGUCAAACGCUGCUCUGUUCUACAGAUGGACAGAAAAGGGGAAAGUUUACAUGGCG
Messenger RNA from Coregonus sp. 'balchen', 48086 nucleotides. The record is from the annotation of a GenBank genome assembly. Lineage: Eukaryota; Metazoa; Chordata; Actinopteri; Salmoniformes; Salmonidae.